UGAACUCGAACUGUUGCAGGAAGCAGGUACUUCAGCUGCACUUGUUACAGUUUCCGACGGUAAACCAACACACGGGUUCAGCUUUUCCAAAGGUUAAAAGGUAAGACGACUAAUUAAAGUUCAUGCCAUUGAGGAGAAGUGGUAUCAUAAAUGUAGUUGUAUCAUGGUGUAGUGUCUCCUAGCUUACUGACUUUGCUAGCGUCAGCGCGGGGCGCCAAAUUUGAAUGUUAGCUAACCCUAGCCUGGUUACCCUGCAGCUGAGAGCAAACUCUUGGGAUUCAGACGAGCUAUGUUUGCAUUUCUUUAUUUAAUCACGCUGUUACAGCUAUUCACUUGUAAGUGCUCGCUGUCUACCUCUCUGUAGCCGCUUUAAUUUACUGUAAAAUCAAAUGAGGCGUUAGCUAGCUUGACUGUGAGUCAGUAACUAAUAGAUCCCUAGAAAGCCUCAGUAACUUCUUCAGCUUAGCUAAUAGGACUGUAGGUGUUGGGAAACAACGACAACACAGCAUAUAAAAAAUCAGUGUGCAGAACAUAACUUACAUAAAAAAUUCACAUCGUGCUAAUUUCAACUACUCAAAUUGCAACAUGAAUGACUUUGCAAUGACUUGUGCGGCCCCAUCAGCUAGCUAAGUGUAUCAAUUGAAUGGUAUCGUGUUGGUUUAAUGUUAGCUGACAUUACAUUUUUACUUUACAGAUGAUGCGAAGACCUCGAACAACAGCUACAAAGGCUGUAGAGUACGGGGACAUGGACUCUGACCUGUAAGUAUUCAGUCACUUACCCAUUCAUUUUUCUAUUCAUUCAUGUUCAUUAUAGGAGGUGUGCAUCCUGUUAUAGGGGAGAGUGGGGUAAGUUGAGCCAAAGGGUAAGUUGAGCCACCUCCUGUUGCUUGGGAAUGGUAAAAGAAAUUGAUCAUGUGACCAAGACAUUUAUUUCCAAAAAAAAGUUUUUUUGUCUCGUGUGACAAACACGAUCAAAGAGGAAACACCCUUAGGUUUAGUGUUGGUAGAUAGCAUCAAAUGAGAGCAUUAGAUUGACUGCGGGUCAGGACUGUACAUAUCUUAGUAGCUUAUAUGUGUCUGGAAACUCUGCACCGUCAAGGGGAUCCCUGAAUCCAGACAAGCUGCGCCAAAAGUUGCUGGUUGGUUUUUUUACACAAAUUUAGGACAGAUUUCCUCUUCUUAACAGACAAUCUCAAACUGUUGCAAUUGCAAAAUACGAACUUUAACCAUCAAGCUGACAUUCAAAUACAACGAUCAUGACUUGGCUUAGUUUGUUAGUUUUGGCUUACAUCUUCCUGUAGUUUGCUGUUGACUUUAAAGCCUGUAAACAGAAACAGGAGUUACAUGCAUUAAAUUUCAUCAUAUUAUGUUUCAUUUCAACUUUUUAAAAAAUCUCUGAAAACUAAUAGUAACCAUUUUAUUUUAAUCUUAGGGUAAGUAUAGCCUGAAUCUGUUGUAGGGUCUUACAUUUGCUGAUUUUCCACUUUGUUCCCACUCUACUAUCAGGUCCUUUUUGCAGACAGCGAGUAGUGAUGAGGACAGCGAGGAGUGGAGACCACCAGAGCAAAAACCCAGAGCCCCUGCAGCCAAGGAAAAGCAGAAAGCAACAGCCAAGAAAACUGUCACGCCAAAGCAACCAAAAGCACCUAAAGUGCCUAAAGAACCCAAAGUGCCUAAAGAGCCAAAGCCAAGGGCACCACGCAAACCUGCAGCAGAGCGAAAACCACAGGCCAGUAAAGUCCAGAGGAAUUCUAGCGCACCAGUGUUAGCUGGAUCAAAGAGGAAAAAAAUAGAAGAGGUUCAAAAUAAGGCAGGAGAAAAACAAACAGAAGUCCCAGAAGGAGAGAGAGGAGGGGAAGCAAGUGUUCGAGUAAAGGAGGAGGUAAGAUUAUUGGCCAUUUUAGUAAAAAUACACCACAUGCUCACAGAUACAAGCACACACAUACAAACAUACAAAGACUCACAAGUACAUUAUCAGUUUGAAUAGAUAAUUGUUUGCUUUUUUAAGACUUACGUAAUGGUAGUUUAUCGUUAUACAAGGAUUUCUGUGCACUACUGAGCAGUGCACACCAGUGUAAAUGCGUGCAGUCCGUUGAAAAGAUCCAGAUAUUUAGCACAUGUCAUUAAAAGGAAAGCAAAUCCAGCUGACGUGAACUUAAAACAAAGUACACAUUGUUACCAAACAAAAAAACUUAUGUUAUCAGUUUGAUUGAUUGUCUUUUCAUUCUACUUGUCUUGUCUUUUUUGCAGAGGUUGUCAUUUACCCCAUCAGAGGCCCACCAGGUGGAUCGAUAUGCCGGGGAGGGAUCCUCACUAGCCCUUCUCAAAGCAAAGAAAGAGGAAGUGGAGGAUUUUACUUUCGGGGAGCCCUGUCCAAAGAAACCAAAGACCAUGGGUGCCUGCCUGGGACGACCAACUACUCUACCAACAUCACUGGCAAACGAUCUGAGGAAUGAACUCAGUAUGAACUGGGACUUGAUAGAGGUACAAUAGGAUUUGUUGUAUCUAAUUUAAAAGUAUAAGCUUGUAUUUUUUUUUCUAAUGGUUGAUAAAUGAUGUCUUUGAGUAGCAUGAAAGUGGAUAUGCUUCAUGAACAGAAAUGAAAUGAAAUAGUUUUGAAUUUUCAUGGAAAUAUCUAAGUAUAAUGUGUUGGUAAAUGUACUCACUGAAUAUCCACGUAUGUUCUUCACCUCAGGUGCUGUCUACCCUUACGUGUGUGGAGCGAUGGGUGUGUUCAAACAUCAUUUCGCUGCUUCGUGAGGAGAACACUGUGCCGUUCAUGGUGCGCUAUCGUAAGGAAAUGAUUAACCACAUGGACGCCGAUGCCGUCCGAGACGUUCAGCUGGUGUAUGAAGAAUUACGGUAGGGAAACUCAAUCAAACAGUUUAAACUGAUAAAGGAAUUAGUUUUCAUCAGCAUUCACUCAAACCCUCUCAUGAGCACUACUUGAACACAUUCAAAGAGGGAAAGUUUCAGUUUGUAGACUGCAAAUUUUACUUUGGCCACUAGAUGGUGUUAGUGGCCAAGCUUUGAAGCCAAAAAUGCCCCUUGUGGGUAAUUGUUCUUUUUUAUUAGAUUUUUUAUGUGUGUUGUAUCAGACUUGCUUUUCUCUGUUGAUACUAUUAGACCUUUUGUUUUGAAUUGUUAUGAUUUCAGCUCUGUGUCCAAGAAGACCCAGUCUGUGAUUCAGACCCUGAAGAAAGAUGGGGCUUUGACAGACGAGCUGGAACAGGAACUGAGAAGCUGCCGGUCAGCUGAUGAACUGGAUCAUGUGGUCAGAACCACAUUUUACAUGAUACAUGCUACAUACAAGAAAUAUCCACGAUUUCAAUGUAACUCAUACAUCUCAUUUGUGACUGCGGUAUUCUGUAACUACACAUGUAUGUGACUCUUAUUCCAUCUCCUUCUAACUCUUUGUCGUAUGGUGUCUUUUUUUCCCUCUGUAGUAUUCCCCCUAUAAGAAGGGCAGUAAGCUGACGAAAGCUCGCCGGGCCAAAGCACUUGGCCUUGAGGCAGCUGUUUCGACACUGAUGGAUUCACCUCACACUCUAGAUUUAAGGGCAUGGAUAAAGCCUGACACUGAGGGUGAGUUAAAAGCACACAGACUGAAGAACAGAUUGUUAAAACCUAUAAAAGUUGAGUUCUUGAAGUGUAAGGAGUGUAUUUUUGUUUGUGUCAGGUCUGUCCUCAGUGGAAGAGGUCACUACAGGUGUGGAGCAUAUAUUGGCCGACAUGAUUGCCAAAGACCCAGAGACCCUUACCUACAUCAAAACAUUGUGAGAACAUUCAUUCAGUUCUAUUUCUUCAUUUAUUUCACUGUGCUCAACGCUGCAUUGGUAUUGAAAUCCCAGCAUCUUCCAUUUGAUAUAUAGACAACAACAGAUCGCCCUUUUCCCAUUCCUUUCCUCACUGUCUUCUCUUGCUUCAUCAGGUGCGAGAACAGCUUUGUGAGCAUCCACUCCUCUGUGUCCAAGUCAGCACUAAAAGAAAAAGCGCAGGAGAAACCUGGCCAGAGUGACAAAAAGCCAGGGGCUCAUCCAAAUAAAAACAAGGACAUUGACAAGUUCAACCUUUACUUUGACUUCACCUCCAACAUCCAGCGUAUCCAGUCCCAUCAGGUGAAUAGACAGGUUGUCGAUAAAAUACCAGUUUUACGAUUAUUCAGCAGUAUAAUAUAAGAUGGACAAAAGAUGGAGCCAACAAAACAUGUGGAGCAGAAAGCUAAAUCUCAGGCUCAGGCAACCACACGUCAAAUAUUAGGAAAGACAUAAAAACCUGAAGAGUGCUGGACUUGAACAGUGAUCUUGGCACUGUAGCCCAAAAAUAAACAUUUGAAAUAUAUUAAUUAAUCAGUUAAGUGCUUUUACGCUCUACCUUUUGAAGAGUUAGCUGUGUUUAAAAGAAGUCAAAUUUUAGAAAAAUGAUUGAUUUUUUCCACUUUAAAUCUGCUUUCACUCUGAUGCUCAUGCAAUAUCCCUGACUGAGUGACAGACUUACUCCUAAAAGGUUCACAAAAGCUUUACCCAUCAACUGAUUUAAGCGUGUUUCACCUUUGACAGUUGAAGUGAAUAAACACCAAACUCUAUUUAACUCUAUUUAUCACUUAGUGCAGGCACAAGUGAACUUGUAUGAACUGUUUAUAUGUUUAUCUUACACACACAAACAUCAUGCCAUGCACACACACGUAUACCUACAAACAAGUGUACACCAUCCGCUUUUUUUUUUUUCAUCAUUCCUGUCCGCUUCAUGUGCGCUGCCUCUGAAUGCUAGCCAUGUCAGUCACAGUUAGCCUUGUCUGUGCCUACGUAUUUACCCCUGCUGUGCCCUACUCUGCUCCCUCUCUGUCCCUCUAGUGACUAGUGGGUUACUCAGAGUUGGUCCCGGGCCUCAUGUGUCACCACAGCUUCUAUCACCCGCUGCCUCUCUGCUACACCACACUCUCUGGCAACCGUGCUCUGCCCUACAGUCAUACAAUCACAUACACAUACAUGCAAGCGCACACACUCACGCGCACACACAAGCACACCCUGCAAGUCCCUCGUUCUCUCCUCUUAACAUAUGUGACAUGUCCCCUGCCGACAUGCCAUUGGAUUAGGAAGCUUUGAUUGACAGGCGCUCUCUUGUGGUGACAGCUACUGCUGCUGGGCCUAUAGGCGGGCAGAAAGAUGUGGAGAGAAAGUGGGGGUAGAAAAGAGAGGGAGAGAGUGAACAGAUGAGCGAUGCUGAGGUGCAUCCGUCACUUAUCCCUCGUGCUCUGCCUCUCCUCUUUUUCCAAGUUAAGCUCAGCCCUCCCAUCUUUUCCACGUCUCCUCUCUCCCCCUCUCCUCUCAGUGUUUAAUUCGAUGACUCGCCUUUAUCAUGGAGCGUUAAUCCACAGGCUACUUUGACCCUGCUAGCUGUCAGAUUCCGGCUAAAACGAACCUUUUCUAGCCGUCAAGUUGCCGGAGAGGGGAAGCAGGUGGGAGAUGUGUUUUGACAGGAGGCAUGUGUGUGAGCACACACUCGCCCACUUGCUUUGGCACAUUUAAUUUGAGUCCCUGCUCUGGUUGUUUGCUGAAGGAAAAGCACGGGGCAAUGUAUGAAGGAAGGGCGAGAAAGAUGUUACGGUCGGUCCAGUGAACAUUUAAUUGGAAAUAUAACAGGAAAAUAACACCCUGUGGGAAUGAAAAAAAAAUACAUCCCCAAUGUUUGUAGUUUACUAAAGAGUGACAUUUCAGAGUAAAGAAGAAAUUAAAGCCUGAUUUGAGCACAUGCACAGUUAAUUGAAUUAAGACAUUCAGAGAAAUGUGUGUUAUGUAAGUCUAGUAGUGAGACUGAAAAAGGAAAAACCAUACAGUGUGGGUUGUGAGGAACAGUAUUUGCAAUUUAACGUCAUCCUCACAGUUAUUUUCUUGUUAGUUCAAUCAACUGUGCGGUCUUUAAAAUCCACAUUGCUGUCUUUUUCCAACCAACGGUCUAAAACAAAAAAAUAUCAAUAAUCACUAUGAAAGAUGAAAAAAAAGCUUCAACUUGGAAUUAACAUUGUUUAAGUUUGAUUGUUUAAUUUUUUUUGCAGUUUAAGAAAUCCGUUAAGGCAUAAUUGUUUCAGACCUCAGAUCUAUUUUCUAGAGUGGGAAGUGAGGAUAUAGAUGCUUUGACUAUUAGGGAUGCAAAGAUAGUUGUACUGUAUUUCUUUGGUAGAGCAGUUUCAGUUUGGUGUAGAUGUGCGCUAAUUCAUAUAAGGCAGCAUUAAAGAUAAUUUGAAUACAGGGUCUCCACACAGGCUAGAAGCACAGGGAGUACACCACACCACUGGGUAGCCUGACAUGUAGAGUGCUGCUAAAAUGUUGGUGUUGGUACAGUGAUUUUCUCAACAUAUAUCAUCUCCACACAUACUGAGUUUGACUUUUCAUUUAAUUAUUAUUAUUUUUUUUACCUGUAAUAAGUUUUGCGCUGUGAACUCAUCCUGGGGAAAAGUGGUUUCCUGUGAUCAUCAGUGUGUGUUAGUAACAGUAAUGAGACGCUCAGGCAGAAUGAGCAGAGGAUGCUCAGCUGAACCCUCAAACAGUGGUUGUUGAUCUCAAACCCAACGUUCUUCUAAUUUUUUGUUCAAUUUACCUUUUAUAUCAGUUUUGAAUUAUGUUUAAUUUAAAGUACAAUACAAAGGAAAUCUGAGUAGGCCCACAAGCCUUAGUUCCCAUAGUUCUUAAGGAAGGAAUAGAGAUACAUAGUGUGUUCUGUUGGAUUACCUUUAUGCACUGAAAAUAAGAUUUCAGAACCAAAUUUUUUGUGCUGUUGUAUCGCUACUAUUGAUUUAAAGGGACAAUAUAAAAUCCCCUGGUAUCUAGUAUGCCUGUAAGAAUAAGCCAUUUAACAUAACAAUCUAUGAUGAUUAGCUCAGAUUUAAUUCUGUCAGUUUUGAUUUGAGGGUAUGGACAUGUAUUGACCUUAUAGCUGUAAGCAGCCUGUGCGCUCUCGAGAAUGCCAGGGCUGAUUUGUUGGAUGUGCAGUGGAGUAUUUUUAAUGCGAUUUGCGUCAGAUCAAAUGGUAGUUUAACGCUGCAGUCUACGGACUGCCUGGAGAGGAACUUUAGUAAAUAAAACUUUUUUGUCAGUGGAACACUUUUUUUCUGAUGGAUGAGGGGAAAAAACAACUUUGUUUGCACAGUCGGAGAUGCUUCAUUUGUGUGUUUAGUAAUCUUUAAGCCCGAGAUAUUUUGACUUUUUUAAAAAUUUUCAUUGUAUGCUGAUUAAUUGAGUUAGUUUCUUAUCUAUUUUUCUCAUUUAAACUAUGGUUAAUUAUCCCAAAGACUGUCGAUUAACCUGAACAAAAUCUUAUUUAUCAAUUUCCUUUCAAGAAUCAGGCAGAAGCUAUAAAAGAAGAAGCGCUCCAGAUCGAGUAAGGGAGAGAAAACAGCUACUUUUCACAAGUGUGUCAGCCAGGUUAGAAUGUAUGCCAGUCUGCUGUGUGUCAGUGUGUGUGUGUGUGAUGGUCUACCCUUGAUAUGUGGGAUGGUUAGAUGUGUUGAUGAUAGUAUUCCUGUAGAGAAAUGGUGAGACAGAGAUGGAGACAGAAAGGGAGAGGACAGUUGUUGGCUGACUGCCCUCCCUUGGGGGCUGGUGGAAGGAUGAAGGGGGCGUCUGGGAAAGACAUUCUGUCUGCUCUUGUCAGAGUUUGGCCAGUACUUGGCUAUGUGUCACUCCUGGCCCAUCUAACACACAAACACAUGCUUUUCGCCCUGUCUCACAUCACCCUUCCUUUUAGAUCACCCUCUGUCUCCCACCAGUGACCCAACCCUGAUAGAAACUGAGAGACAAACACAAACACACAUCAGCUUAUUUGUCAUUAGCGAGGACAGUGGCCAACUACAGAAGAGAACAACAGAGACUUAAAUUGCACACCAGCCCCGUUGCUUUUAUUUAUGUUACAACAAAACUAUAAUUAGUAAGCUAGCCGGAUAAAGGGAAGAUGAAUUUUACUCUUUUUAUAAGAUGAGGAAAAAUUUGUGUUCUGCGUUUGUAGAUUUGCACUUUUACUCAUUUAUGUGUGAUGCGUGUGUAUCAUGGCAGCUACGAAAGAAUAGGUGGUCUCCAGAAAAUUCUUGUGUAUAGAAAAGAGUAGCUGCAGUUUGAGGAAAAACAGGAAUAAUUUGUAGACCCCUUUUUCAUAGGGCUUUGUGGCCUUUGUUUCAUUGUUCCCCUUUUUUAAUUAUAAAUUGAUAUUCUAAUAACAGUCAAUUUUUGCAAUACAACCAUUGAAUAUUUUAGGUGAUUGCGCUCAUAUUGAGCUCUUUAACACUUGGUCACCCCCAAGUUUAAUUGGCAGAAAGUGCUGAUGAAAGGGAAUGUGGUAAUCAGCAUCAUACAGUGAUCCCAUAAAGGUUUCUAUGCCAUUUUCAACAUAUAUUCUGAAAAAUUAUCCCAAAAAAAAUAGCUGUUGAACCCUCAAAACAGAUCUAUUCAGACAUUUUUAUGUUAAACUUCUUUUAUCUGACAGGCUUUCUGAAAUAUACAAAGAAUUUAGCAGGAUGCUUUUUGCUUCCUUCCUUUUGCAGCAUAUUAAACUUUGAGGCUUUGAUGAAGAUUGUUUGAGAAAUCUCAUCUCUCAUCCUUGUCAUAGUUGCGGCCUAGGGCAGAAACAUGCCAACAGAGAAGAAAUCUAACUUUAAAUCAUAUUCAAGCAAAAGUGCUGCAUUAAUUCCUGCGUCUUGGAUGCCAUUAGCUGUGUUUUGUAUUUUUAUUUGUGUGUGUGCGCGCGUGAGUUUGCGUGUGUGUGUGUUGCAUACGUCUGCAGCCCAUCUGAGGGUGCAGCUGAGUGGUAAUGGUUGUGGCACCACGUGUCUGGGUGCGGGUGGGGGCAGGCCUUGCGGUCUCAGCGCUGAUGGUGGCGUAGUGGUGGCAUUUGUCAGCUCGCUUCUUCCGCUUGGUUUCCAGAUUGACAUCUUGUUUCUUGGCCCUGUUCUGUGGCGGGAUAAAGGUUCCCCACUGAAAAGGUCAGACACUUAAUACUGUUUGCUUAACAGCAUGUAACAGUUCCUCCAAAGGGGGGACCAGCACACAACACUACAGCCUAGCCAUAGGAUAGACUCCUAGGCUUGUCACUUCCACACGCAUGUGUGUGUGUGAAGUGAUUUUGUUUUUGUGAUUGUGUUUGGACAUUUUGGUGUGUGUGCUUUUAUAGGCAUACUGUGUGUGUACACUCACCUUAUACAACCUAAAAUGUGCCUUAUGUGAACAAGUAUUUCUUUCCUUUUUACACUUUAUUUCUCAGCUGAUACCAAAUGGAAAUAAUCUGAAAACUUAUGAAAGAAGAGCAGCAUACUGAGAUAUUAUCUACUUACAGUUUUUUUUUUUUAAAUUAAAUGUGACUGAAACUGAGCAAGCAGAGUUUUUUUUUUAAAGGAAGAAUGAUACUCAGGUCUCUUUCUUUGUACACCUUGCAAUCAUAUCCAUUUCGGCAUUCAGACUAUAAAACUAUACAAAGAUAAAACCAGAUACAAAACAGAAACCCUCAAUGAAUUAUCAGUUACUUGUUCAAUAGGUUGUACAGAUAUUUCUAGAGAUGUGAUGGGGUUUACUGUACUUUUUAAAGUGCUAAUCCUUGCAGUAGGAUACUUGCAGAUGUGUUGAGUGGUCUGUUUUCUGGGGCAUCCUGUCUAUGGAUAAUUGUACUGUAUUUAACUAUGGAAUAUUGUGUGUGUGUCCACAGACCCUGGCUAUCAACCGAGGAGAGAGUCUGAAGAUUUUGAUGGUAAAAGUGAACAUUCCUGACAAGGUGAAAAGUGAUUUCACCAGGUGGUGCAUCAGCAACAGGUAGAAACCAGAAUAAUUCAGAAACAUUUUUACUCACUUUUGUAUUUUAAAUGAAAAAUAAACAAAAAUAAGUAACCAAAGGAUCUGUAAAAGUGAGCUACAAAAGAAAUGAGGUCAUUUCUGAUAAACGCAUUUAGUUGACACAAGUAAAAAUUAAAGGUAGGAAAAUGGAGUUGCACUUUAUGUUUAAGUAGUCCUCCAAUCUUAAUUAUUAUCUUAAAUUUAUUGAAUUUUUCAUGCUUAAAUCUGGGUGUUAUUAAUGUUUGUUGAGGAUAUUUGCUUUCCCAGGGAGGGAGUCAGUAUGCAUAGAAAAUGAAACCCUAUGUAUAUCUAUGAACUGCAUUUAUCAGUGAAAUGGAGGAGAAAAAACAUCUUAUAUCCACAUUGUUUUGUUUUAGGUGGAGGCCAAAGACUUUUGCACGGGAAGAGGUUCUUGCCAUCAUCAAGAAUGCAGUAGAGGAUUCUUACAAAAGGCUUAUUCUGCCUUUCCUUACCAGGAGUUACAGGUAAUUUUAGGGUGUGUGUGUGUGUGUGUGUGUGUGUGUGUGUGUGUGUGUGUGUGUGUGUGUGUGUGUGUGUGUGUGUGUGUGUGUGUGUGUGUGUGUGUGUGUGCGCGCCUUUUAGUGGGCGGUUUGGUUCAGUUUGGUGUGUGAGUGAGUGAUCCGGCUUUGUGUACUCCGGGUCAUGAGAGAUGUCCCUGUCCUCACAUCAUGUGUGUCUCAGUGAAUUAAAUGCCUUUGUAUUCCCAAUCUACUCAUGUUUUGGUACUUAUACUGCGUGCAAAUUAGGGAUGCACCAAUCUAAUAUUUGCAUCGGUUAUCAGCUCCGAUAUUGACAAAUUAACUGUCGAUCCACUCUUUUUUUUUUCUUUUAAUUAUUUUUUCUUUUAAUAAAUCUUACUUCUUUUUGCUGUGGGCUAAUGUGCAAUUUGUUUAUAAAUAAUAUUGAGUAAAUUUAUAUCUGUGUUAAUUUGUUACCUUUUUUUAACAAGGCUAAUGUCAAGCCUGAUGCCUUCACUCACAGUGCAAGGUGUACAGUUUAUUCAUUCAACAGUAGUAUUUGAUUGGUAUCAGAUAUCAGCCGAUAUGCUCAGCCCAGGUAUCGGUAUCAGAUUGAAUCGGAAAAAAAUGGACCGGUGCAUCUCUAGUGCAGGUGUUGUUCCUGCUCUCACCAGGACUGCAGUGUUUGCAGAAGUGAAGUGGUGCUUUGUCUGUGACCAGUCCACAGAGAAAGAGAGGACCAACAUCAUGCAGUGCAUGCUCAUAUCAGUGAAUUUCUUUCAUUUCUUUAUUCACAAAAGUCUGCAUGGUGUAUUGGGAAAACCUUUUUUUAGUGCAGACUGCUCAGGUGCCAAAACACCACCAACAGUGUUUUCUGGUUGCUUGUGAAAGAACCUGUAAUGACAGUUACCUCUCUUCGAGCCGCAUAAUGCAGUUAGUCAUUUUGUUUUUAUUUGUUUUACUAAUCAAACUUUGGAGCCUGAACCCCUGCUGACCUUGCCUCAAAGGAUGAGGCAUGAGAGGGACUAACACAGAGAGACAGACAUCUUUUUCAUGCUCACAUCAGCUUGAAGCAGGGGCAGAUGUUUGAAGGAACAGUAAAAGCUGGUUGCAACAUGUCGAAUACAUUGAUGACAAACACGUGUGGUUGUGGUCCAAACAGAUCACACACCAACCAUGAGCAGUUGGACCACUGGUGCCUCCUCCAUUGAAAACACUGCCUUCAUUGUUUAUCUUUCUGCUCUCCUCUUCCUGCGCUACACUUACCUCUCCUUCAGUUUUCUUUAACUUUUGCUUUAGUAGAUGAACUCCUGCUCAUCUCUCACUCCUUUCUUAACACUCUGCUGCAAUCUCUUCAUAGGACUAAGCUGACAAGUGCAGCAGAGAAGGAGUCAAUUGCCAUGUUUGGUAGGAACCUUCGCCAGCGCCUGUUGGUAGGUCCAAUCAGAGGCUGUGUCAUCAUGGGGGUGGACCCUGGCUUUAGACAUGGCUGUAAACUGGCAAUUCUGUCCCCUACUAGUAAGUGACAAGGAUGCUCUGUAAGAACAUGUAUGUUUUCACCUGUAGGAUUGUUUAUGUGUCCAUAUGGAGAGUAGGUUUAGGACAUAACAGUCUCAUCACAAAGCCCACAAUAAGGAUGCAUUCAGCAGUAGUAUGGACUUCAUUCAGCAUCUUCUUGUCAUGAUGAUAAUUCUAACAGCACUCUGUAUCUAAUCUUUCCCUCUUUUUGUCCUCCUCUUGCUCUUAGGUCAAAUUCUGCACACUGAUGUUGUUUACCUUCAUAGCUCAGGCCAGCACAGGGAAGCAGACAAAUUGUGCCACCUUAUGAAGAAAUACAGGUACUGCUGCUUGUCUCUAAAUAUCCACUAUUUAAGUACCAUUUAAACUCAGUUAAAUGCAAAGUAAAAGAAGUCUAAUCCUGAUUUAUCACAGAACAUAAACUUUGGGCAGAGAUGUGAAUUGUAAAUCUUCAUUAUUCUCCUGCUUGUCCAUUCUAGCUGCACCAGGGUUGUCAUCGGCAAUGGGACAGCGUGUCGUGAGACUGAAUCCUUCUUCGCUGACCUCAUCUCCAGGCAGUUUUUCCAACCUCUGGACGUGUCUUACUGGUAAGGUCUUCCAUCCAGUCAACACUAGAGCAGACCCCAGUUACCUCCUCCUAUUCUGUAAAGAAAGAAGGUGGGCUUAAAGAGUGAAUAUCUUGUUAAAAGAAGAAAUACUAACACAUACCUCAAAUGUGCUGUUUACUAUGAAGCCAGUCAGGAGUUACUGCUUCAUUUUACCAUGCCAGUCAGCAUGCUUUGGAGCUGAUCACAGGUCAUCAAAAUGUUUUGCCUUAAAAAAUCAAUUACACGGUUUCGUAGAAGUUAGGUGAGGUAUAAAGAUGUUUUACAAGUAUUUGAUAAUUGAUUGGUAUAGUUUUGAAAACCGUUUAUGCUUAAAUUUGCUAAAAGUAUGAGGAGCAAAUGCACAUUGACAUGAAUACGUAUUCUGUAAAGAGUCACUGCUAUGGUUUAGUCUGAAAUAUUGAAAGAGGAAGACAGUGACACAUACAGACAGGGCAGACAGGGGUUGACAGUGAGGUUUAAAAUUAAAACCAUUUAGGAAGUGAGGGUAGACAGAAUGUGGAAGGUUUAGUGUUUGUUGGAAAAGGUGCAGGUAAAUAAGUGUGUCAGUUAUGCUUAAGAGAACAGAGCAUUGUAAGGAAAUAUGAGAAAAAGUGGGCCACAGAUGGAGACAAAGACAAACUGGAAUGUGUCCCCCAAGCGAAUGUUGUCUAUUAAAGCCAUCUGUACUACAUCUCACUUUGGUCCGAUUAAAGAGAGGUUUUGUGGUCAACGUUGUGUCUGUAACCAGGCUCAGUCCACACUUUAGAGUCCAGCAGCCGUAAACCCUGUUCCAAGCAUAAUAACCACCGGCUUCUCCUCCUCUUUCUCAAUUCCAUGUGUGUUUGUUGACUUGAGGCGAGCCAGGACCACAGUCUAGAAAGACGAGGGGCAUGAGUGUGUGUGUGUUUGCAUAUUACUUUUGGGCUCAUGCACAUACAUGCACGCACACUUUAGAGGUCAUAACUUAAGUGUAAUAGCCCACAUCUCUCAUCCUGAAUUCAUAUUUUCUGUCUGAAGAACAGAAACAGCUGAAGUGGGGUGUUUAUUAAGAUCAAUUCCACUUGAUUAUUUUCACGACAGCCUUUUUUCUUUCACCUCAAGCAGCUCCAGAGCCAAACAUUUCACAUCUUUAUAUAAUGUUCAUUCUUUUACUGGAGCUAAUAGCAUUCUUACGUUGUACAACAGAGAGAAUUUCAGACUCAUGUUUGAUGUGGGUUUGGCUGAAUCUUGUACACCACCUGACAUAUUAACUAUAAUUUUAGAGCACAUAACACGUGUGAAUAUUUCGCCUUUGCCUUGAUAUGAUUUGCAGAAUAAAGACUCUUGCAAGUUUAUGAACUUUGCAAAAGCGGGGAAACUUUAUUUUGAUUUUAGGCAUGGUGGGAUGGUUGUUUUUAUACAGAUUAUAUCACCCUGGAUUUGUUCAGCGGCAAGCCUCUCUUUGGUUACUUUGGAACAAGGAAGAUGCGUGCUUGGAGGCAUAUACAUGCAAAUGGAAUCUCUAUGUUAAAAAUGUACAGACAUACUUCUUGCGCCACCUUCUCACCAACCUUAUUGUCCUUCUUUUAUUUUGGUAUCUUUAUUUUCUUUUUACUUUUCUCUUGCUUCUGAAUUCUUGUCUUCUAAAUGACCUCCAACUGUCCUCUUGAAACUCUUUCAUUAUUGAAGAGUGAUCAAAUAUUUUCCUUUUGAAAAGCCCUGCAAAUGUAGUUUCAACAAAUAUAAUAUGAUGAUGAUUAUUAUUAUUAUUGUUAUUAUUAUUAUUACAAAUAUAUUAUUAUUACAAAUAUAUUAUUAUUAUUAUUAUUAUUAUUAUUAAUACUAAUAAUAAGAAUUAUAAUUAUAAUAAUGAUAAUAAUAAUUCAUUUUAUUUGUACAGCGCUUUUAAAAACACUCAAAGGCGCUUUACAUAGUACAUAAAACCCAAGGUAAUAAAACAAAGACAUAAAAACAGUAGAAAUAAAAUGAAUAAAACAGUUAAAUAUUAAAAGCUAUUUUAAAUAAGUGAGUUUUUAAAGGGGAUUUGAAAGUAGUAGGGUUAGGUAAGUGUCUGAUGGAGGGUGGGAGGGAGUUCCAGAGGGUAGGGGCAGCUGUGGAGAAUGCCCGCUCCCCCCAGGUUCAAUAUAACAAAUACUCUUUUUUUUAACACCAGUGGAAAUGUUUUUGUGCCAUCAUGGACUGUUUCAUUUUGCUUUGUAUUAAUUUUAUGUCCAGUUAAUAACAAGUAGCUGAGAUAUUAUUAAGAGGCAAUAAAACAUAGGCAGUGUUUCCUUCAGAGUGAUGCUAUGCCUUAAGAGGCAGAGGUAGGGACAAGGAUGAUGUUGAAAGAAAAUACAUUACACAUUGUUAAGUAAUGUGAAUCUGAAGUUAUUUUUUACUGGCAAUUGAGUCUUCAGUCUUGAUGUAGGACAGCUAUUGAGACUUGUGGAGAGUAGACAGUGUAGGAUGACAUGCAGUAACUAGCAGUACCCCAAGUUUCCUUACUUUUCUUGAGGUCUUUAUGACCUCAUUUGACGUCCAGUAGUUUCAAGCAUUAAGGACUACAACAAUAAGAUAUUGUAACUUUGUUUCAGAAAGUUUUAUUUUCUUUAGUAAAUAAUAGAGAGGUGCCAGUAUCAGUUUUAAACCACACGCAGUAAGACAAAUUAUCGCAUCGCACCACCUGUUGUGAUUCUUGAAAAGCUGUUAAAAAGAAGAUAAUAUAGAGCAAUUUAAAUCAGCGGACUGAAAUGAUACAUUAACAGGUGGGAGGUUAAUACCAUGUUUACCAAGCCUCUCCUAUUACAAAGUUUGAAAACUUUGAUUUUCCUAAACAGAACAGACAUAAUUUCUUUUAGUUUCCUUGUAAAUCCUGGUGUUGGAUGUUGGUCUAUAAUGGGCUAAAUUUGACUAAAACACCCCUUGAUAGAUGAUGCUGUGAGGAUGGGGAGAGAUGACCGGCCUUGAUGAGAGACUGUUGUUUCUAACUAUGAGGGUCUCACUCCCCUGCUGACUGACCCAAAGCUGACCCUGACCUGCCAUUGGAGAAACCUCAUUACUAGGGCAACGGGGAUGAUGGCAAUGACGGAGAAUAGCCAUGUAGCAUUAGAAACAGCAAGGGGUCUCAGUGCUUGCUGUGAUUGUCCCCGCUACAAUUAAUUGACCCAGUUUUUGCUAUACUCCGACUCUGUGCAUUUCUAUAUGUUCGAGUCUUUGUCAGUUGACCUUCCCCGGAGAGCAGGUAGAAGCAGACUUUAAUGCACAGGUGCAGAGAGUCUUUCAGGCUGCCCGUAUGGAGGCAGCUGGCUCAGUUUUUAGGGUACAGAAACCACCAUCAUACAAACAGCGUCCUAACAUUUUAAAGUAAAGCUGGAUACUGUCCCAUCUUUUUGAAUGUUACAUUAAGCAACCAACUCUUUCCAUCUUUACCUCCAUGUCGCUUUUCAUCCUCAGCUACUGAAAACAGCUGUGUGCUCUGAGAAAGAUGUACUGUGGCUCUCAAGCAGAUUUCUCCGAAUUGUGUAAGGUUUUAUUUAGUCUUGUGUGGUUUUAUUGAACCAGACUGCAGUACAUCUGUGCCUUGUUUUGUGGGACCAGCCAUUAAAACCUGACAUUACCAAUGUGAAACAGUGCUUGUAAGAGCUUUUAUGUGACUUUAUUGAUAUGAUGCGUGUAUAUGUGUGUGUGGGAGUCUAAGUGAACCUAAACUACAGAUAUGCAUAUGAAGUUAAAAUAAGCUCUCUGGUCCAGCACUGUCCUGUCUUGUCAGCCCCAACAGUGUGAUAGUUCAUUAAAGACCUCGGCCUCAUUUGCACCAUCUGCUUCCUGUCUCCCUGUGAGCCUUCAUUGUGUCACCACCCCCACCCUUCUCCACCCUUUAUUCUCCACCCGCCUGUCUCGCUCUCUCUGUCUUUCUGCCUCAAUGCUCAGCUGGAAUGACAGCCAGAAAUGGCAGCCUGCGGGACAUCCUUAUUUGUAUUUUUUCUGUGUGUGUGCGUGUGUGUUCGUGUGUGUGUGUGUUCAGUAUUUAGUGCCCUAGUCCUGUUUGAGUAGACUCAUCUUACUCACUGAGUCACCUCUUCUAUUUUGAAAGGAGUGUGGCCUUUUCCAAAGCAACCAAACAAGGGCACACAUUUGUUUGAGUGUAUAUCUAAGCAGUGUAUUUGAAGUAGACAGGUUCUGUAUGUCCGGUUGAAAUGUUUAUGAAUAUGAAUAAAAGUCUCUCUCCAUGCCUGCCAUUUUGAUAAAAUAUGACUAACAUGCUGAUCAAAUUAAAUGAAUUUUUAUAUUUCUUAGACAGAUCGUACACCCUUUGGAUCAUUUAUGUAGAGUAGGAUUGUGACUAACAAGAUUUUUCAUGAUCUUUCUUAUUUUUUCUGUUGUAUUUUUCUACAAAAAUUAACUAAAUGUAUAGAAUAUUUAAAUAACUAAGAGAUAUCAAAUAUUGGCAUUUAAUUAGCUUUAAGUAGAGAUGUCUGGGAUUAACAGGGUACUCUAUUUCAUAGCUUUUCCUGAAUAGGUUUCUAGUGGUAAAUUCUUUUAGCAUUUAUUGAAAAUUACAACAUAAAAAGGACAUAUACAAACUUUUAUUGAAGCUUUCACAGAUAUUUCAGUUUUGCAAUUGAUUCUUUCAUUGAUAUUACUUUUUAAAGCACUAGUUUCAUAUGCACAUUUGUAUUUUCACAAUAUUUUUUAGGUACUUGAUUGAGUAUAAUGUUUGAUUUUCUGUUUUCACCAAGAACAGAAUGGAGAAUCAGUUUUAUUGAAGCACAUUCUGUGAUCAUAGACUGUUGAAGGGGAAUAUGACUUAUUAGUUAACUCUGUUAUCCAACAGGAAACCAGUAAACAUCCAUAUUUGGGAAGGCUCCUACUAUGAUUGUCCAUUUUCGGCCUUUAAUAAUACUGGCUGACUGGUCCAGUGUGAAAUUUGCCAGUUGGCUUUUCUUGGAUUUUGCAUAAAUGCAACCUUUUGCUUGAGAGGUGUGAUGUAAUGACAUAAAAUACAAAUGCUGCUAGAUGGUGGAUUGCAAUCAGUGUCAUCACAGCGUAAAGUGUGACAGCUUUUCAACUACAUCAGAAGUAAUUAUCCUUUACUGUUGUCUUUGCUAAGUGGAGAAUAAAUCACCAGAUUCGCCUUUUCAUCCUCUAUUAGAUUUACAAAAACAUAACCUUUACAUGAUUAAGCUUGAACAAUGCCUCUGUGAAUGAGCAGACUCCUGCAGGACAUUAUGCAGCAUGAGGUAUUAUUCAUCUGACAAGGUUUGUCCGCGCCCGUGACGGCUCCCACUGAACGCACAUUACCUUAUUUGCCAUACAGCUGUGUCCCGAUAAUUCAGAGACCUCCUGCUUGAGAGUUUGUGAUGUCAUACUUUUAAAAAACUCCACAUUUCCAUCUAGAAAUCACUAUGUUUAGGUUUUAUUAAAAUCUGCUUGUACUUGGGUGUGUGUGAGUGUGUAUAUAUGUAUAUUGAAAAUGUCAAAAUAUGUAAUCUCAUGUAUAGCUGUGUGUUUCUCGUGAACACCUGCUCAUUGCUUGCACGCUGCCUCCUGGUGUGUGUGUUUAUUCCUCAGCUGUGUCACAGGCCGACACAGCAUGACCUUGUCUGUCAGUGUGCUUUAGCACUGACUGGUAGAGCGAGCAGGCUUUGUCAACGCACAUGAAAGUUCUGUGGAUCGGCCAGAUAAAUAUCUGCGUGUGUGUGCGCUCUUUUUCACUGGGUGAUAUGUAGUGUACGUUACUCUUGGUGGCUGGUGUUUUUGCAUAUUUGUGAAAGGAGGUGAUUGGUCCUGCUGACUUAGACACGCAUGUGCACACUCAAGUUACUGAGAGUUUACCUCGGUACCUUUUAGAGGACAUCUUUGAAAUGUCAUGAACAAACAGAAAUCAAAGACUUCCUGACUGCAACCUUUAUCGAUCACCCUAAAGUAUUGAAUAAAUUAGCUGUUUCCAUAUAAUCUGUUUAACAAAGCUCACCUCCUUUUCUUAUCUUUGGACCAGAACUACAGUAUGAUUGUAUUUUUUUUGUUCUUUAUUUUUUUUAAUUUACAUUUUUACAACAAAUUUAGAGCACCUGGAAAAAAAAAAAAAACAUGUCACCUGUGGUGCAUCUUAUGUGUAAAGUUGACUGUCCCGAUAGUUCUGAGCUAAAGGAAAGCCCAAGCAUGAUAUCCAGCAGGGGGUAAAUGAGCCCACAUCAAUUUUGUUUAUAUAGUCUGCUAGUCACAGCUGAGUUGAACCCUCUUUGCAGACUUGAAUGUAUCCUUUCCUCUCACCUCAGCAUAAAAAGCUAGAAAAGCAAUUUUUUUUCAGUUUUUAUUUUGUGUCUGAAAGUUUUAAUCAUUUAUGGUGCUGCCAUCAGCUUCUUCUCUUGCCAGUGAAAUUAUUGUCGUGUCAUUUAUGCCGUCUUGAAGAUUUGUAAAGUGGUGACCCGGUGCAUCAAAUUGGCAGAAACAUUUAUUUAGGGUUCCAUAUUUUUUCAAUUUAAAAUAAAUGUUUGAUAAAAUUUCAAAUUUUUUAUUAUUUUUUAUUUGAUGUGGAUAAUGUGAUUGUUACAACCAUGUUAUUUUGUGCUACUUUUGACUUUGAUGUUUUUUGUCAGAGGCCAGUCGUGACCACUGUUGUUUGUUGAACUCAACUUUAAUGAUAUUUGCUGUGACAAUGUGUUGAUUGAACUAUAACUCAUUUGAAUAUUUUAAUAUGUGUUUGUGGCUGUGUGCAUGAAGGGAUGACAAGUUGACAGCGUCUGGUUGCAAGAUGCUGAUGCUAAUGAUAUCAGAGGGCAAGAACAUGUUGGGUAAGGUUACAGAGAUCUUUGGGCAAUGAUGAUGAUGAUACGCACACAAACGCACACACAUACACACGGGGAACACGACAAAGGCAAACAAAAAUGACUUCCAAUUUCUUGACCACUCGCUCUUUUGCUCCUGAAGGCAGUGAGAUGACUGACCCUGUUACUCCUCUUCAUGAACGCACCAACACAUCCUUGAGGGUUCCAGUGACAGCGCCUCUGUUUGUCUUGAAUGAAUGACCUGAAUUAGGAUUGUUUGAUCAGAACUUAUUACUUUGAAAGAGACAACAUGAAAUGAAGGAGGUUUGCUGUGUAACAAAGAAGUUACUUUUGCUUUACAGUUACCUCUGACUGAGAUUAACAUGUCGCUAUGUCCAUUUAUUUAUCCUCUCUUAAUGUCAGAUGAUGUGUUUUUUGUGUCUUUUGUAGUAGUCAUGGUUCUCUCCUUGACUGGUUCAAGUUUUCCAAGAGCAGUUCAGGCAUUCACAACAUCAAAUAGCCAACAGUGUAGGUCUGCACUGACACACAGACAUGGCUACGAUAAGUCCUUGACCAUCUCGCCCUACAGCCCUCUCCUGGUGGGAUGAGAUCAUUAUUACUGGCUAGCUGAUGGACCUGGAGGACAGUGGUGUAGACUGUAUUUAUGACUGCGUGUGUGUGUAUCCCCUGUCAUGUCCUGUGUCCGGGUAUGCUCCCAGGGCCAGGCUGAGUGAGUGAUGAACAUACAGUGGCAGGCCCAGCUAUGACUGAGUGAGAUCCAGGCACUCAGGCCUAACCAAAGGUUUGAAGGUUAGGUAGAAGGUGGAGCAGACGGGGCAGAUGAAUUUAGAGGCAUGGAAAGGCCUCAGCUUCACUGUGAGGUGUCUUUAAAUUAGAGGAAGAUUCAAGUUUCAAGAUUUUUUUUUAUUGUCAGUUCUUGCUAUAUGUAAGUACAUGCACAGUAAUCGAAAAGGAUGAUUCUCUCCAGCCCAGCGGUCACGUGUCCAACUUUUUAAAACUUGGUUUGCUCAACAUAAGUUCCCUGUCCAACAAACAAAUUUAUUUGCUGCAAUGAAACUGGGUUUCUAAUUUCCAGCUAAAACCCGGCUCACUGUUGGUGACUCUGUUCAUUUGAUCCAAUCAGCUCUCUCAAAUCUUCCCUUUUUUUUAACAGGCCCUGAAUCUCUGGUAGAACGGAUGGAUUGACAGUUAUUUUUGAUAAUAAUUUUAACUGCAGACUUAUUUCUCUUUGUGAUUUCUCUUCCUUUGAAUCUCUUUGUUUCACAAUCCCUGGGAUCCCCUAAACCCUUUAUAUUUCAAUCUACAGACCUCCUUGAUCUGUCACUGGAUUUCUGGAUCAAUUCUCAGAUCUACAGACUAUUGCAAUGCCAACAUUUGAUAAGAUUGUGAUCAUGGGAGAUGUUAAUAUCCAUGAUUGUUGCCCUGACAACCAUUUGGCUUUGGAGUUUUUAUCUAUUAUUUAUUCUUUUAAUCUUAGCAGACAUGCAUACCUACACAUACAAAUGCAAAAAAAUGGUUCUGCUAUACAUGUUUACAUAUGACCUAAACUUCACUAUUACACAGCAAAGAGUUACAUGCGACAAAUCAUUUCUGAGGUUGUUUGAAAUAAGUUAAAUCUGUGUCGGCAGCCUGUUGAGUGUAAUUCUCAGGGUUUCCCUCGGCAUAUGAUUUCACAGCAUGAAACUGUUCAUAGACUAUAGGUGUAGACACGAAUAGUAUAGACUGUGAUCUUGUAAGCAGUCUGCAUUAAGUCCACAAAGUUAACCACUGACUCACUGCCCAUUACCAGUUUGCAGAGACUUGUGCCCCCAACCUCUAAUCUUGUCAUAUUAGGGAGUCUUCUCAGUGAUAUCAGCACCCUGUGAAGUUUAUUUAUAGAUAGACAGACAGACAGACAGACUUUAUUGAUCCCAAACUGGGAAAUUCACAAGUAGCUCCCGAGUGUUUUUACUCAGUGAUAACCACUGUUUUCUUUUAAAUGCAUGAUUAAGGCCAAAUAAGGGAAAGAAAACAAUUAAAUGCCUCCCUCUGCCUUUGAUACAGAUAUAUUGGUUGCAUGUGGGUAUCAGGCGCAGCUCACAUUUUCCAGAAGACAAACAGACAUUGACGGUGUGUAUUGAACACCAAAUUUAAGGGUAAAUUAUGGAAUGAAUGGAAAUUUUCCUUGAGGCUGUGUCGUAAAGUAUUCUACCCUCUUCUCUGUAUUAUACCUUAUACCUUUAGAAUAACCAGUCAGUUUCCCCUGAAAAGAGUGUACUUGUGCUCGUGUAUGUAGCCCACCAUUGUUGGGGCAGAUGACUUGGACCUUUGGCAUUCGCAGGUGGUGGACAGUGAAUAUCUGCCAGUCUCAUCUUUAUCACCCCCAGCCCCCUCUCUCCUCCCACCAUGCCUCACUGGUGGUCAGCCUCUGCCCUGUCGCCUGCCCCUCCUUCCACCAGCCCUCUUUGCCAUCCUCCCCUAGGCUCCCACUGUUCGCUGUGAUGGUCCUAUGUGUGACAAACAUGUGUGAUGAGUCUGUAUGACAUGCCAUGUGUGUAGUUGGAAUUUGGGUUGUGUGUGUGCCCAUGCUGGUGUGUGUGCAUUUUUGCGUGACACAGGCACAGGCCUUUGCUGCUACCAGAUUGACAUGAGUGUCUGUGAGGCUUUGCUCUUUUCAGACGUGCCUCACACUGGCAGUUGGAGUUUAUGUGUGUGUGCGUGUGCCUGCCUGCCUUCUAGCGCCUCGCUGGAGACUGACGGCCCCUGACACCUGCCAUUUGGACGCUUUUCUCUGUGAAAAAUGUCAUCGUCUUCAGACCCGACGUGUGUGUGUGUUGUGUGUGUGUGUGUGUUGCUGUUUGGGACUUAGACAUAGUGCAUUCCUCAAUUUGUCUCCCUGAGGUCAAGCUUUGCAGCUGACUGAACAAUGGACCCAAGCUGUUUGAGCAGAGAGGACAGAGAAACUUGUGUGUGUGUGUGUGUGUAUUUUUUUUUAAGUAUGAAUACAUUUUAAGCUGGUAACGUGUGACCAUCACAGCUCUAUCUGUGGCAGCAAAAAAAGCCAGUCAAGUGUUUUGAACAAAAGUACGGUUAAACAAAAAAGUGAAGUAUCAACCCAAUAUAGUAUGACUUCAUACUUUAAAAGACUGUGAUGCCAUUUUUGAUGUUGCUGUUAUGUGCCUUGACUGGCAAACGAUCAAUACCCAGUGAGCUCCUCUUUACCUUUUCAUUUCAUGGUUCAUAUUGUCACUUGGUGACAUAUUGAGUUUGCUGUAAGUGCUGAGGUAACCUUGGCGGUAGAAGCUUUGCUUGAAUGAAGACGACGGCUCAGUUUGAGUUCAUGCAGUUGAUUUUGUGUGUGUGUGUUUGUUUAAAGGAAUUAUCAUCACUAUUAGAAAAACAAACUACUUUGUGUUCUUCAAAUUUCAGAAAAUUCCACAAGUGAAAAACACAAGACAGAGUUGUAUGACAAAGUAUAUGAUCAAAUUGACGCAAAUGAAUAACAGGGAAAGAAAAAUUUUUUAAGUCUUUCUUUCCCAAGUAUAUUUUCAUUAAAAAUAUACUUGCAUGUACUCUUACCUGCACAUAAAUGGAAUUUAUUAUAAAAAGAAGUGUACUUAUGCAAAGACAGUGGUUAAGUUAAAAAAACAUUAACAUAAUGGUAAUUUACGGUGCUCUUGUCUUUCUAUACUUGCUUAGGGCCCUCACUUUUUUCAAACCUGUUAUUGAAUACCUCUGCAAUAUUUUCUGAGUAGGAAAUUAAUGAAACCAUAGGUCCUAAAAUAUAAAAUGUUCUACAUUUGCCAAACAAAAAUGUCAAACAUUUGCUUAUUUCAUCUCUUUCAUUGAAGGAAAUCAGCUUUUCUGAGUUAAUAAUGAUGAUGAAUGAAGAAGAAAACUAAAGAUAGCAUUUAUUUGUGUUUUUUAAAAAAUUGAUGGACAUUGUUAUAAUUUUUUGGAAUUUCAGAUUUAUCAAUUAUUUGUGGAAAUAAUCUGCAGAAUAAUCAGAUCUGAUUAUAAGUUGCAUCUACACCAUAACUUAAAAAAAUGUACUUAAACAAACAGACUGUUGUUAAUGUCUACAAUAACAACCUAAAUACAGAGAUGCCUCAGAUUCAGGUGACAAGCGUCAGGUUUCAGAGUUAAAAACUUCUUUAAACAAAUAUCAGUCUGGGAUUAUUUUUGCUUAAAUGGAGGCAUAAACUCUUAAUAAGAAUUUUAGUCACUUGUUUUUUUUUCAGCACUGAUUGACACUUUAGUCCAAGUGACGUAUUAAGAUGUGCUCACUUGUUUCCCCCUUUCCCCCUCCCUCUGUCUUAUUGUCCUGCGUAUCAGAGUAGUGGGUGAUAUUAUUGCUCUGCGUCUUUUUUAACUGAUCUGAUGAGCUGUUUUUGAUUUGGAUCAGUCGUGUGAGCCAGAAGGAUGUAAUGAGGUAUCAAAGUGUGUAUCCAUCUCUUCUGAUGUGAGGUUUCUUUAGGGGCAUCAAGGGCCAAGCCACAAUGCCUGUGUGUGUGUUUGUGUGUGUAAGUCCUAAGGGUGUGUCUCUAAGACAGCCAGAACGGGACAAACAGGGGAGCCAGUUUGUGACUUUGCCCCAGGAUGGGACAGGGCUAAAGGCUGGCCUGCACUAAUCCGUGUGUAUGAUUGAGAGUGCAAACGAGUGCAAAUAAAUGAUUACCCUACAGGGCCACCAAGUCAUCACUUUACACCAAGAGGGGACUAUUGACUUUGCGACUUCAAGUGUGUGUGUGUGUAUGUGUGUGUGUGUGUGUCCACGCCCUGACCAUCCGCCCAUUGAGAACAGAGCUGGAGAGCAGACAACCUUCUGCUGUCUGCCAGGAUGAUGCCCUCACCAUGGAGAUAGCCAUGGAGGCUGUGGCAAUGAGGGCUCAGAGCUGUAUCCAUGACAGUACUGUUACCCAGCUGCCCCAGCGGCAGCCUUAAUUAGGUUGGACAUGAUAGGGGCUGCUGGCCUCCCUUUCUAUUAACUCCAUAUCCUUCAUGCAAAAUUUUUCCAUGCUCUAUUAUCAGUCAUACCUAUACUACCACUGAUUACUGUGCUGUUUUUGUUAUUAUGACACUUUUUUUGGUAGUUUAGCUUUAAGCCCAGAUUACAUGUUGCUUUUCUUGUUCUGCUAUUUUGUUUUCCCACUAUCCUUUAUUUUCUAGCUGUUCACAAACAAGUCUGGUUCUACUUAAGGUUAAAAAAGUAUUUUCUGCCACUGUUGCCAAUGGUUGCCAAGUGGCUGCUCAAAUGGUGUUAAUAUUAAAUCACAGAGUCACACCGUUGACAUCUGCUCUGUUUGUUACGUGUCUUGAGUUUUCUCUGGACACUAAACAUAUAAAACUUGAUUGAGGGAUUCUACAUAACAACUUUUUACCUCCUUUUUAAACUUAUUUUGGCAACACAUUUCACACAAUUUUGAUGUAGCCACGUGGAUGGACUUCAGUUAGUACUAACAAGUACUUUUGUAUAUUUCUUUAUUUUAUCAAUAUUGAACCAUGAAAACAAACAGCUAGAAUUUUCUCAUUCACUGGAGGCCAGGUGCUGUUUUUCCCAUGUUGUGAAGUAAAAGCCUUUUAAGAGAGAGCUGAGUAAAAUUUUGGUUGAAAGAUAAUUUUGAAUUAUUUCACUCGUCUUUGUCUUACUCAGCAUUAAUUAGUGUGUGUGUCUUUGUGUGUGUGUGUAUGUGUGUGUGUGUGUGUGUGUGUGUGUAUGCGUGUGAGUGAGACCAAGUGUGUCAGCUUAAUGACCAGCUCGGUUGUGACCUCGUUGAAGGUCAUGUGCCAGUGCUCGUUAGCAGUGUCACCAUGGCGAUAUGUCAGCUGUCAGCACGAUGGACAGGGAGCUGACAAAAAGAACAGUGAGGUGGAGGAGGGGAUGAAUAGAGGGAGAGAGGGAGGGAGGACAAGUUAAUUUAAAUGUGAUUCUCAUCAGAAGGCCUCUGCCACUCCUCAUUAACAAGAUACUUGUAAUUGGCAAGGUUGUUGUGGCAAAGUCCAGGCAUCUGCUGCGUGCGGGUGUGUGUGUGUGCGCGGGUGUGUGUAUUGUUUGUGUGUACCACAGGAGGCCUCAUUCUCCGUUGUAGACGUUGGGGAGGUUUUGACCCCCUCUGCAUAUUGGUCAGCCCUGAGGAAAAAGCCCCCCACCCCCCUUUUCUUUCCCCUCUUUCUCUCUCCCUCCAUCCACACGAGAGAACAGAAGGUCUAAACAACAUGACAGCUUCUGUUGUAUAGCCGUUGUAUUAUCUCGGGUAUCAGUGGCUUUGUUGUACCACUGUCCCGUCUGUUUUGAGAUGGAUGAUAAGAGGCCUAUUUUAGACUGAAUACAUUAACACAGAGACAAACGAUGUCACUUCCAACCAUGUAGAAACAUUAAAUUUUUUUCACAAUCUAUAUUUUAGCAGCAGAAGUGAUCGAGAAAUUGAAAUUUGAACUUUUUAGGUCAAAAGAAUAUCUAAGCCUUACUGACCUAAUUGAGGUUAAGUUAAAAAAAGCUGUGUCCUUUUUUUAAAAUAUUUUUGUAAACAUGGAGGGUUUUUUUUUUGUAAUUUUUAAACAUUUUGUGAUAUUUAUCUUCUUUUUCUUUUUGGAAUAGGUGAUUUAUCAAUGAUGCUUUUAUACAAUCUUUCAUUCUUCUUUGAAAAUAUUUAAUCCUUCUCACCAUAAUGCUGUCUAUAAUAUAUGAAAUGAUUUGUUAAACACACUUAAACGGAAUGAAAUAGAUCAUACAAUUAACUGAUAUUUCUGAGAUGUAGUUUUGUAAGGAUGGAGUCAGUUUUAAGCUGGCAGAGCUUGUUGUGUGCCGCAGAAAAAAAAAACAAAUUUUUUCUUAAACGAUCAAUUAAGCAAAUUGUCUUUUGAAAUUAACAUGAUUUCAACAUUUGUCUGACUAGUCAUGACUCAUGUUUUUUGUCUUUUGAAAAAUAGCAGUAUCCUCCAAUGACCACAAGAUGGCAGUAGUGUUCUAUAAAUCGUGCAUGGUAGCGGUCCACUUAUCCUCUGCUCUUUACUUUAUCGAACCUGACACUAAGAUGAUACUUUAAUUUGUCAUAUGAUUUCACUGUCAAAAUGAGAUACUCUCAUCAGUAGUUUCAGUAAAAUGGCAGUUGUUGAUAAAUAUUAAGAAUACGUUGCGCAAUCAGAUCACCAUUCUGAAAAAAUCCAAGUACUCAUCAUUGCAUUUUCAGUGCAGAUGAUUCUUUCCACCUGAUUUCAGUUUUGUUGACAGACUUGAAUUAUGCUGUUAAUGUUGAGACAGCACUUUAAACAAUAUAUCAACCAUAACAAUGGUUUGAUGGUCAGAUGAUUCCAGAGUGUCGACCUGAGUUUAAGGACCAGUUUGAACAUUUUCUGCCGUAUGAUUUGAGAAGCAAGAUGUGGAUGCCUCUCUUGUGAAGCUUUACUAAUAUGUCUUUUUAGCAGAAAUGCAUGCACCCUUUUUUCCCCCCUUUCAGCUUCUUUUUCUUCACCCUGACCGGCCAACCUGCGUCCUAUUCCCUGUUUGUUUCUGAGUUUCCCUCUGCCAUUGUCUCCCCUCUCAGUCUCCUCUGACUCUCAGGCUUCUGAUAUUUUGCUUUCUUGUUCUUCUCUUCAGUAUAACCAAUGAGGCCGGAGCAUCCAUCUACAGUGUGAGUCCAGAGGCUGUCAAAGAGAUGCCCGACUUAGACCCCAACCUCAGGAGUGCAGGUAUUCUCACACUAUUUAUCAUUAUUGUCCAUUGAUUUAAAGGACCCUUCCAUACAGCAAAUGGAGGCAGAUUAUGAAUAAUCAGUUUUAUAAAAUACAAUUCCAUAAAUUACAAAUGAAUGACUGUUAAACUCUAACAAAGCUUUAAAUGGACUAUUUUGUGUGUUGUCCUGCUAGUAGUCCUACACACAGUUAUCAAAAUUCACUUUGAUAUAGAUGAGAUGAUCAAGUCCACUUAUUGCUAAAUUAAUUUGUUUCAUUUAAUGUAAAUCAAACAGUUUUUACGUCACUCUAUAGUUAAUCGUUUAGUCUUAAUUACACAGCAAGGGUGACAUUUUUGAAGAUAUUUUGUUUUGUUUUGAACACCUAAAACUUUUAUAGUGGUGUGAGGAUAUUACAUCUUGUACAAAGUCAUUAAAAUGUGGCUAAACAUUUCUCUGAUAAUUCUUUGACUUAAGUUUCACCAUCCUACCCACAACACAAUUUCAUCACAUAAUCUCUAAAAUUACCAUUAGGUGGUUUUAUACCUCUCCUGCUCUGCUAUUACCUUGUUUCAUUCUAGUUCACACACAGUCUCUCUCUCUCUCUCUGUCACUCCACACACUUGAUCAUUUAAAAAACACAGCAGAAUAUAAAAGAAUUGCACACAGUUUUGGAGAACAAAUGUUUCCAGCAGACUUCCUCUAUAAAAGCCAUAAAUCAAGCGAGGCCGGAUUAUUUCUCACUGGUUUCCUGUGGUCAGCAGCGCAGAGAGCCAUAGAGAGCCAUAUUUAUACCCCUAAUGAAUGCCAUGAGAAAUCUACAGCGUUAGGGCGAGUUUAACAAGAGGAGUGCGAUGGUUAGAGUCAGAUGGGGGGACAGAGUGUUUGUUUCUGUCUUAUAUUUGGUGGGUUUGUGUUCUUCUGUCUGUGUAUUUGUGAAAGGCUGAUGUCUACGCCGCAUAAUAUACAGAAAAGACUGAGCUGUAAGCACCUUCUGUCUGUCUUGUCUUGGGUUGGGAGAUCUAGGGACACCUUGUGGUGACAGGCUGUGCCUCAACCAUUCUCCAGCAGGUUUUGGUUUUAGCUUAUUUCGGUGCUCCUUUUUCUCUGAUUAUCCUGAACUUCACACUGGGUAAAAGAUUACAGAUCACAAAUAUUUAGUUAAGAGUACAAAUCAGUUUGCUUGGACUAUUGUAAUACAUGAAUUAAGUUAGACGUGAAGGCUGUGCUGCAUCUUCUCGAAGUUAGAACUGUUUUCUCAUCUCUCUGUCUGCAACAAAAUCUGUGCAGCCACGUCACAGCUGCCCCCUCUGUCCCACCAAAGUUCUGCAUUUCACAUUCUUCUACUCCUGAGUGAUGUGCCACUGAUCGGGGCCUUCCUCUCUCGAUGCUUUCCUUAUUACUCCCCGGUUUCGUCAAGCUGUAUUUGGCUCAUUAUUUUCAAUAAGUGCUGCAGAAUUAUGCUGGACUGCUUUUGCAAAUUGGAUCCUCUCGGGAAGAUGAAGAGAGGAGGAGAGAGAGAGACAGAGGGAUAGCAUUGAGACAAAAUAGAUCGGAGAGUUUUUGGUGGUGAACCAAGCAAGGCCAGGGUUGAAACUUCAUCCCUGUCUAAAUAUUAUCUCAGGCAGCAGCCUCCCACCGCAGCCAGUGAAGAGAGAGGAGAGGAGAGCCAUUGAUUCCAGACGAACUCCCCCUAUAACAUCCCAUCCCUCCCUUUCUUUUUCUCAGUCCAUUCUGCCUCAGAGAUCUAAGUGUGAUGCUUUUCAUGCCACACACUUUUUCUUUGCUGACCACUGGAAUCAAACAUGUGCAUAAUACACUCAAAAUGCAAAACUGUUAGGUCAGAAUGAACUAAGGAGAUGACAUCUGUCAUUUUAAUUGUGUUAAAGAAAUCUAAACCUAAUGUUUAUAACCUUUUCAAACUCAAACUUUUCGAUAAAUGUAGUAAUAAAGAUGGGUUUCUAUAGUGUAUGACUAUUACUGGGCAUUAUUUUCUCCAACCAUGGAUAAUAAAACACCAGGAGUUGUUUCAUGACUGAAAUGAGUGAUACUACAGUGUUUUUGUUUACCUGUAAUGUGUGCCUGUUUGUUUUUGGGAUGAUGUCAUGUAUUGUAGUGCCUAUGUGAAUGUUGUAUGUAAUUUUUCUCCUGGACUCCAGGCCCUCCAAGCUUCCUCAUAUGUAAGGCAUUUAGCUUCCUGUGCAGCAGCAGCUGAAUUUUCUAAAAGGCGUUGUAUGUUUAUUUAUGUGCUCCAUCAGACUGUGUGUGAACUGGUCUAGUUAAGUCUGAUUUUAAAGGUUUAGCAUCUUUCAGUAAGUCAAUGACAGGUGCAGAGACUCCAGUGGAAAGCCAGCUUUAAUUAUUGUUUUAUUGGGUUGGAGAAUGACAAUUAGGUCUGGCCUGCCCUGGGGCCAGUGCUGUAUUAUGCAGACAAUUUGCAUAUUCAGUAAUUAUAAAUAAUAUGGAUUUGCAUAUUCAAUAAUUGGGUUUUAGACUGCAUAAAAAACACUAACUGUAGAAUCUACUGAGACAAUUGAUCCCAUCUUUGUUUAUCAACAGUGUCGAUUGGAAGACGCGUCCAAGACCCACUGGCUGAGCUUGUGAAGAUUGAUCCUAAACACAUUGGCAUCGGGACAUACCAGGUGAGUGUGUGUUGGUUCUCCUCUGUCAGGAUACUCCUUGUGAGUGAGACACUCUUGUCCUUGGGCUAAAGAACAUCUGCUGAGUUUGUCUGAUGCUGUAGGUAGGCGGGGCUGUGUGUGGACUUGAAGCUUGAAAGCGUGUUAAGAGAAAAUUAAAUUAUUUAUUCAUGUUUUGUUUCAGCCCCGUUUUCUGUUGUUAUUUAAUUGCAAUUAAAUAACUUUGAUUAUUAUGAUUAUUUUCAAAAAAAAAAUCUGAAUUAUUAACCAGCAUGCUCUCUUUGUUGGCAUAUCCACCAUCAUAAUUAUGUCACUCAAGCCACCACGUCACCAAAAGUAACAGAAGAAAUAAGAGUAAGGAAGGGGGGACAUGAAAAGAAUAUUUUACACUAAAAAACAACCAAAAAACACCCCCUCAAAAUCUACACUUCCACUAUUCUACCACUUGAAAUACACAGUGUUCGAAAACAUUUAGUAUGACUGUACCAAACUUUGUUCUAAGCUUUGUGGAUGCCUUUCCCCCUCAGAAGUCUUGCAGAAUUGAGGUCUGGAUUUUGUAUUUUCCAGGCAAAUCAAUAUCAGAGGCAUGAAGGGAAUUGGAGUGAAGAACUAAAGGUUAGAAAGGACAAGUGAGAGAAAACUAACCAGGUUUAGGGAAGAGAGGUGAGCGAGGAAGUGUAUAAACUUAGCUGAGGCCUGUGUCAACAGAUGAUGCUGAAGGUGACAGCUAAUUCAAUUAGUGCAGAUCAGGCAUGACGUGUGUUUGGACUUUUUUGUAUGUGUGUGCUUGGGGCUCCUUCUAAACAUUCAUGCGUGUGUACAGAUGAAACAACAAUUAGCUCAGUGUUGAUUUUGUUCACUCUAUGUGAGCGCAUAAUUGUGUGGGGAAACCAAGACAAGCAUUAGGUCAGUGUGCUCAGUACUUAAACCAGCUUAAAUGCAGUAUUACUGUCCCUACAUGGUAGGCUCUGCAGACAGGAAGGGAGUUCGGAGAUGGAAAUAGAUGAAAAACAGGGGAUAGAAGAUCAGUGAGUCAAGGAGAGGGUAGUAUUUUUUAUUUGAACCCACCCACAUAUGAACAAUUCAGAAGCCCCUACAUUCAGAAGUACAGCUGUAACAAAGUGCCUUUGGUUAACAUGCUGUGUAUUUUAUUUAGCUGGCAGAAGUGUGAUUAGGAGACGCUUUUGGUCAUAGUUUCAAACCAGGAAACAUCCUGUUAUGCCGUUAGGUAUGCAAAGACAAUGCAGUGUUUUUGCAGAAAUUGUGUUCACAUGCAUAAUAAUUUGUUUAUUUCUACAAAGGUGUUAACUUGGCAAUUUAAAAUUUAUAAUCCUCUGUUAUUGCAGUGGAUACGUAAUACAGAACUGGAAACUAAUAGUACAUUUUUACUAUUGUCUUAAUCUGGUAAAGCAAAUAUAAAACAAAGUUUUUUUAAGGAUUCUUAAAACAAACUUUCCAGGGUUAGGGAAGUCAGAAGUAUAGUUAAUGAUGUUUUUAUUUAUUCUUCCCACUGCCUUAAGUUUAGGUUGCAUUACUUCUUGAUUUGAUAAAAACUGCUUUUACUUUGAAAGGAUGCAAAUGAACAACAGCCAAAAAGAAAUCACAUAGUAAAUGAAAACAACCCCAAAAUUCAUAUCAGUGUAAAUGUUUGAUGUUUUAUCAUGGCUUUUUCUUUUUAAGUUAUCUUAUGUGGAAGAUUUGUCUCUGACUUAAUGGUAAAGCAGGUCUGGAGACACUACUUAACAUAACUACUUAACAACAUUAACUCAACAUAAAGGGAGAGAAAUCAUCCAUGAUUACACAUAGUGGAAGGCAAUUCAAUAUGGUAGUGUUUGGCAUAUAUUCAUUAGUGUGAAAAUGCACCCUUCAACUACAAAAUCAUGAGCUGCUCCUGACAUGUUUUUAUGGCUCUUUUUAGCUACAGACAUAGGCAACAAAAUGCUAUAGAAUAACAAGUCUAAAGGCAAUGCCCUCUGCUGUUUAAAAAAAGGUAUUGGGAUUAAGUUUUUUGUUUCAUCAGUGAAUUGUCUCCUAUGUGCAACAAUUUUCAACACCAUUACAUUCCCAAUAAUAAUUACUGAGAUACAAACCAUUUUUUACUAGUUAUCCACUGUGUUGGCCAAGAUAGCGCCCACUUCUUUGUAAACAUGUAAAGAAUCUCAGUGGACAGUCAGCCCAAAUGAGAAGCAGAAGAGAAGGAAGGAGGGGUCAGAAAAGGACAGCAGAGGGUGACAAAAGUCAAAGGAAAAGAAAUGAUGGCUGAGGAGAAAAAUGAGGAAGAAUUGAAAGAGAAAGUUAGAGGUCAUCUUGUGCAUGUGCUUGUACUUGCGCCAGUGUAUGUGUAUGUGUGUCUGUGUGUAUGUGAGUGUGUUAGGUCACAGGCCCGUGUCUCUCAUCACAUCCUGACUGGGCUCUCUGGGGUGCCUGGGGUUCUGCACCUCCCGCUCUCAGAUCAUGUGACUAGGUCAACAAAUGAUAAUAUAACCGGGUAAAUAAACUCCGGGUGCUGACAGAUAUGAGAUGGGACAUCACUCUGACCCUGCGUGUCAGCUCACGCACACACACACACACACACACACACACACACACACACACACACUUGUACACCCUCCUUGCCCAUUUUUAGAGUCUGAGUGCCUGCACAUAUGUAUAAGGGUGCAUGUCGAAGGAAAAAUGUGCAAAAAGUUCAGUCAAGUGUGAGUGUGUUUUGUAGCUAGGUUUUGUUUUAUAUGUGUGUGUGAAUCAUGGCGUUUUGAGGCUUUCUGAAAGUUUAUUGCUGUUAGACCCAGAAAGCAGAAGGGCAGAUGUAACUCUAGACAGCUGGCACAGCAUGCUCUCUCUUUCUCUCUCCCUAUGCUGACUCAGUGAGUGACAGCUCGGAGGGAAGGGAGGAAAUGAGCUGAGGGCUAAAAAAGUGAGGCCCAUUAAAAUCAGAUUGGACGUAACUAUUGGUGUGGGAACAGUGUUUUCACUACAGCACCACUGGCUGACAGGUUUUUCUCGGGAUACUGAGUUUUCCAGUCAUGUCUGUUUGAAUGAAGCGUAAAAGUCAUUUGAGUUUUAGUGGUUACGUUCUGCGCUGUACAUUUCUAAUGCACGUAUAGCUGUGGAAGGUUUGGGAUUUCCUGUGGAAGAAGUUAAGAAAUCUUAAAUGGACAAACAUUUCAGGAGACUUGUCGUCUCUCAUAAUUACACACUUAAUGGGUGUGGCCAUUGGACAGCUCCUUCUUCUGUCAAUCAGCCUCUUGUUGUUGCUAUAGUCUGUUGACAGCUGGGUUAUUCCCAGGCCUGUAAAACUAACUGCUACUGAAAAAUACACACACAGACACACACUGCUGUGUAAGAAAACAUUGCCCCUGAGCCGGAUAUUAAAGAAACUGUCACUCUUCCUCUCACCUCUCUCAACCAUUCCUGUUACACUUCAUCUCAUUGCUAGAAAUUUUCUGGCUCUUGUCCCUUGAACCCACUCCACUUGAACCCACUUGUAUGCAGAAUAGAUAAAAGAUUUAACCUCCUAUUACUUUGUCAAAUGUUAUUACUUAAUUUCACACCUUUUUCUUCACUUUUGUAAAUCCAAUUGAGAAGUAGUUACCCAUUCUAUAUUUUUAUUUGAACUUACAUUAAAAAUGAGCAUCAUAGUCAUAGUAAUUUCUUCCCUUAAGAUGAAGCUUUAAGACUCUGAACAACAUUAUUUUCACAUUAAUUUAACCAUCAAUCAGGUUAACAGGGUCAGGAACUUUUCUUAAUCUGUUUUAAUGAUUUUACUUCCUCCCUUUUUAACCCCAAAGUCAAUACUUGAGGAAACUUGAUUUGUAAGAAUACACAUAUUGACAUGAUCAUGCAGAAAUAACUCAUGUCUCUCACGAUUACUGUGGCUUGUAUUAUUGUAUUGGCUAAUUCUAUUCCAGACAUUUACUGCUGGUACAGUAGAGGUGACUGUAGAAUCUUGAGUUGUUACAUGGAGACAUGGAGACGACAGUAUCAGGUCACCUGCCAAUCAUACAACAGACAUGAAGAGACAAAUAACCAUUCAUGCUCACAUUUACACAAUGGGUAAUUUUGAGGCCUCCUAUGAGUAGACCUGCUGCAUGUCAUUGGACUAUGAUAGGUAGCUGGAGGAACAUUGUUGCUGUAAGGUAACAUUACCAACCACUGCACCAACACGUGGCCUCUAUCAAUACAGUUGAGUCAGCCUCAAAUAGGUCUGUAUGAACACACUGAUGAACUUGUCACAGCAAAACAUGCUAAUCAAUGGAGUGAAUGAGGUUUCAAAACAAGUGUUGGUGCUUUUACAGGGAACUUUUUAUAUCCUGUGUAUUGUACUGCUCUGCCGGCAGCUAAUGGCUUUGUCUGACCUCAGCUGAGUCGCCAAGGCGACAAGUGCUGAAAAAUAACUUGGUUCUGAUUGUCUCAUUUGCUCUCUCUGUUCAUAUAAAGACAUUUGUGUUAAAUUCAUUCUGUUCCUUUCUAUUUUUUUUCGUACCACUCAACACCUUCUCAGUGCAGGCUCGAGAAAAAAGCAAACUUCAGGUCAGACUUUCCCCUCAGAGGCAUUCAGCCAGGUCAGCAGAAAAAUUCAUUUGUAGUGACUUAGACUCAGUCUACUCAAACGAAGGUUUCAUUUAUACGUCCUUUGCAAGUAAUGUUUUGCAAAUAUUCAUGCAGUCUUGCAAGCUAUUUUUCACUUGUGAAUGAUUGUGCCUGCAGGGGAGGCAGGAGCAGACAGAGCUGAGAAAGGGAAGGAGAGUGAGAAAUGGAAGGUUGACUUUGAUUGAUAGUUCCUGUCGUGGUGUUUUGAGGCAUGUGAAAAACAUGCUCUUAAAGACUUAAUCAGAGGCAGAGUCUGCCAAAAAAUUGUCUCUGACUGUUUUAAUUAUUUCCCGCAGGUCUGUCAUCGCAUGUGUGUGUGUGUGUACUGACUGAGGCUUGUACGCUUCAUUUUGUAAUGUUGUUAAACAAGCUCAUGCCAAUUCUCUUCUUAUUCAACAACUUAACAAACAAUCACAGGCUGUUGUCAUGUCAAGAUACUUAGACUAAUGAGGGCCUUCAAUGGAGAUAGGUAUGUCUGGUGGAAGAGUUCGUAAGUUUAACAUAAAAGAAAACUGAAACAGCUGUUGGAGAGCAAAACUAAAGUUAAAGAAAGUUCAAAAAGAGGACUGCGGGUUGUUAAGGAUAUAGUGUUCCACAGUUAGCUGAUCUUAGCUGAUAUGUGUGAGAAAACUACUUUGCCUCAAUUACUCUACUCUUUUUGAAAUAAAAUAAAUGAAAAUGCUUUUAGCCUAUUUAGUCUAAACUGACUUUGUCACAUUUAAAAUAAUAACUGAGUCACUUUGUCAUUUAGCCUCUCUGUGCCCUCCUGUGCCUGUCUUAAAACUUACUGUCAAAUUUUCUCACGCUGUGUUUUACAGUCCCUCAGGUAAUGGGAGUGCGAGUGUGCGAUUGUUUUGCAGGAAGUAGAGAAAUAGCCAUUAGGCAUUCGUGAAGGUGUUGGGAAAACAUAAAACCAUCUCCUUGCUGUCAUAUCACUUUCAGCUGCUGAUUUAUGACCAGUGUUUAACUCUGAAUGUAUUAUCACUCACAUUCAUGCACACUUUCAGACUACUACACAUUAAUACACAUGCUUUAACCCAAGCUGUGAGUCACAUACAGGUGAGUCUCAAGGGCCUGAGAGAGUGAGUGUUGAAAAAAUGUAGGUCUGUUGAGUAAGACUUGAGGCUUAUGUGUGCUCAUGAAGGAGUUUAAUAGAGUGAUGAAGUUCAGGGAAAUAAAUGUUCAUGGUCCUGCACAAAGAAGAGGUCAAAGAAGAUAGUAAACUUUAAAUACUUACAAUUAAGUUUUCUCAUAACCCAAGCAAGUCUGGGGUAGAGUCUUGUUUUUUUCACUCUGAUCAAACGUUGUCCCUCUCGCUAGUCAGCACCACAUACAUGAGUCAGUAGGGGUGGGCAAUACUGCCUGAAAAUGAAAUCCUGAUAUUUGAAGGAAAUUUGGAGAAAUUAUAUAUUUGAUGUUACAGAGAUAAACAUCUGAAAAACAAUGACUGCAGAUUGCAGGGAGCAACAUUUAUUAGUGCACGCAAAAUGAGGGGCAUUUACUAAUCGGCCUAUAUGCUAAUGCUUCUGGUGGAUUCCAAAACCUACCAGGUCCUUUAAGUCCACCUGGCUCUGUAUCAUAUGACAGACUCACCGCUUAGCCAUGUUGAAUAAAUUGUCCUCAAUUUUGACAGUUUACUGAGUGUUUUCUUACAUCCUGACAAGGUGGUUUGUCAGAAUAUAUGUUUAUAUUUUGAUGACGAGGAGUUAGUUGCUAGAGAGCAUCCCCACUUCAGAUACCCCCCUUUAUAGUAGUCCAUCUGUCAUCCAUCCAUCUCCCUUCAGAGCCUGACUUUACAUUGGCAGGAAUGCUUUGUAAUCAUGAUACUUAAGUCCCUGUGUGUGGGCAAAUGCCACAGUCCCAGUAUUUUUUGUAAAGUAUUAGCUGGCGCUGAUUGUUUUUCUCUGGCCAAGUAAAGUAAAUUUUCUUUACGGCUCCAAAUCAUAACAGAAGUUUUCUCAGGGCACUUUCCUAUAGAGCAAGUUUUGACUGUAACAUUUUAUGUUAUUUAUUGUGGCCUAACAAUUCCCACCAUGAGCAAGUAUUUGGCAACAGGGGCAAGGGAAAAACUCCUUUAACAGGCAGAACCCUUGAGCAGAACUUGGUUCUGGGUGGGCGACCAUCUGCUCUUGUGAAACCAGGCAGUACUAAAUUGUGGGAGCAUAGGAAACACAUGAAAGUGCUCCUCAUGAAAAGUGUUUUUUAGGUCACUGACCUGGGAGUUACUGUGUUGGCUAUUCUUGGAAUACCUUCAAUGUUUUGCAAAAAUAAUUCAACAUGCCUUUUAAACUGAAGAAAAUAUAUGUUUUGAAAAGUCACUGGUGUGAUUAAGUGGUAACGUUUUUGGUUGUAAAACGCAAACCAGCCUGUCCUUGGCUGGUAGACCCCUGUAUGAAAUGAUCCUUAUUUGCGAAAGGGGACCAAGUUUUUCAUCUCCCUGAAUGAAUGCACCAAAAGUAGCUGAGUACAGUGUAAGUCUAUAGUUGGUAGGCAUCGGCUAUCCCGGUUUCAACAUGCGCCAAGUGUCCAAGCUGUAAGUGACUUCAUUCAUGAAGCUGUUGUCAGUCCAUAGGCCUGGGUAAUCAGUGUCAUUCAUCACCUCAACUCUAAUCACCUGCACAACCUUUACCACGAUUUCCACCCACUAUUUGGUUUUCUGUAUUUGUCAUCUUUGGAUUCUGACUAUACAUGAGCUUUACAUUACAGAGGAAACCUGUUUCCGUUUAAGAAAUAAGAAAUCAAUGUUUUAAGGGUUCUCAGUGAAAUAACACGAAGAACGCUUGUUUUAGUUUCCGUUCUUUCUCUCCUUUUCACCACCCUCUUUUUCUCUAUCUCUCUCUGAUUGGCAUGUGGUAACUCAGCAGCUUUUAAGUGCUCAAGGUGCAGACAGAAGUACUUUGUUCCUGUGUAUUGGUUGGCUGGUUCUAGCUGGUUUCUCGCCAAUCCAAACAUGACCUUCACACAUAGGGGAUCCAGUCCAUUGACUCUAGAUGAUUUUGAGGUCUGGGGUCUGGGUAUUUGAAUCAGGGAAUGUAGAAGUCAAGGCAGUGUGAAAUGAAUAGAUUUAGGUUUUGAUUCUGUGAAACUCCAUUGGUAUACCUAAACUUGUAUCUAACUUCAUGUUCCUAAAUCCUGUUCUGUGUUGACUUUCCCCUCCCCAUAGUAACUCGAGAUGAAGCUGUGUCGUUACUAAAUGGUCAGAGUGAUUGCAGCUCUUUCAUGAGAAAGAUGAGUAAGAUGCAGAUUUUUUCUUGUGGGGCCUUUUUCGAGUUCUCACCACAGUUGGUUGGGAAUUUAAAAGACUAGGGGUGUGUGCGUUCAACCCUUUUCAUUAAAAGGUAUAUCUGACCUCUCAAUUGACUCCGAUGUUUCUAGUUCCAUCUGUCUAGGGUCCUGGGACAGAGGGCUUCCCACCUUAGGGGAGAGGUAGUAAAAAACAGGAUUGGAUGGUUUUAAUAAUAUGUUUAACGUUUGGCAAAAUCAGCCUGAAAAACGCAAGAUAAAUGUGAAAAAUGAAAGUUCCUACUAGAGAUGCACCGAUCCAUUUUUUUCCAAUCCAAUACCGAUACUUGGGCUGGGCGUAUCAGCCAAUAUGCGAUACCUAUCCAAUACUACUGUUGAAUGAAUGAACUGUAUAAUUUGCCCUGUGAGUGAAGGCAUGAGGCUUGACUUUAGGCUUGACUUUAAAAAAAAAUGAUUCGAUCAAAACGCUGGAUCUGCGUCAUUCAUCCGAUAUCCGAUCCAGUUAAUUUGUCAACACCGGAGCCGAUAUCUGAUCCAAAUAUCGGAUCGGUGCAUCCCUAGUUCCUACCUCUGUAGUGGGAAAUGCGCAGAGGCUAAUGUGGGGGUAGAGUUGCUCUGCUCCUGAUACCUUGAUAUAUUUGAAAAACUUGAGAAGUGUAACAGAGAAAUAGCAUCACAGUAAACAUCAGAGCUGUAAAGGUGCAGUGAUGGCAAAGCUUUGUUAUAUUGAACGUCUUCAUAAGAAAGUGUAUAAAAAUGAUGAAUCAAGGCUUCAGUGAAACAGAAUUUAUGAGUUACAUUGAUGUUUCAUAUUUAUGGUUAUCUGGUGCACAUUAGCCAGUCCUCAUCGUCGUAAGAGAAACAAGAGAACUAGGAAAAGUUAGUGAUAUUACAAGAUAAAAAGAUACAAUCGUGCCAUUGUAACCUUUGACGUGUCCUAUAAGGGUCUUAGGUCCUCACGUACUGAAUCUUGCAGUUGUAUUCAACAGAGCAGAAAGUGCAUAUUUAUUGGAACAGUUACUUUCUUGCACUCCAACUCUGUCGCCAUAAAUCACUGCUGCUGGAGCCAGAGACACACUUCUGUGUAGUUAGAAACAAACCAUGGCCUGUAAACGUUUCAAUCAGUUUCACCAUAUCAAGACUGUUUACAAUGAACAGUGAGGAAGGUUUAGAUAUCAGAUACUGUACUCUUCUUGACCCAAAGUUGUAUUUAUUCAUUCUGUUUUUAACCAUUGCAGCCACAUAUGAUGUGUUUUUUAAUUUCAGUUCAGUUUUCUUCAUCUUGGAUUAGAUCUGUAUAGAAGUGCAUGUGCACUUCUGUGUGAGCUGUUAUAAUUCCUAUGGUCCGCUCCUGUGGCUCCCACCUCUCUAAGGUUUCAAUAAGAAUGUGAGAUCACAUGCAUAGAGGAUUACAGCAGGUAAAAACUCACACCUCCACUUUUCUCGUGUGAAAAUAUUUUCUAGUGUGACAUUUCAGAUGAUUUCCUUUAUCUUCUCUCUGAUUAUCUCUUGCUCCUCUUUCUGUACACCCUCAGUGCAAAUCAUAAAACUUUCACCUGUAGUUUAAUGAGAAAUUCUUAUUGUUAAAGUUAUUUUUAUUGUUUUGAAAAUGCCUCUGGCUAUAGUGUCUCAUCAUUCACAAAAAUUGGAAUAGUGCAGGUCAAUUUAGGCGUCACAAGGAGUGCUGUAAUAUAUCUUCAGAACUACAUCUCUGAAAGAUGCCUAUAAAUGAAAUGCAUUAUUACUAUAAUUAUUAUUAUGAAUAUACAUUUUUGCGUAACUCUGAUUUUAUGUAUUUAAAAACUGAGCUUAAGUAGUUCAACUGUUUUUGGCUCCUGCCAGAGAUAGCCCCUGUCACAGAGUUCAGAGGUGUUUGUGAUAUAAUAUCUUCCUAAGGUUGACACAUGGACAUUUAUUUAUUCUAGCUGGUGUUGUCACAUCAUUUGGAACCAGAUCACAGCACAUGUGUGCAUUUGAGAACUUUUUAAAAUGAUAUGGGUGUAGCAGCAGUGCCAGAGUCAACAUGAUGACUAUUUGUGUUGGGUACAACUUCAAGUUCACCAACCGUAACAACAGAAACUUUAAAUGUUUUAUAAUUGACACAAGCCAAAAGUUAACUAAAUAAGACCUCGACUUCAAAGAUUAUAUUGUAACACAACAUCCAUGUUAACAAUACCAACGUAAUAAAACAUGCCAAUCAUCCAUGUUUGCUUAUCCAUAAUUAUGAUUGUUAAUUUAAUGCAGUAGCUGCUUUGGUAGUUUGAAGCCUUGAACAGCAAGGUGAUACAGUGGUUACAUGACUGGGGGUUGAAAGUAAUAAACUAAGCCCUGAUUGUCAUAGCAUGUUGAUGCAGACAACUGAAUUAGACUUAUUGUAAGUCUUAACUUGCAGAGUACUAGUACUUGUGACACAGUGGGAUUUUUUGCGAUAUAUGUGAUAUGCUGUCUUUUCUUACAAUGGAGUAUUAGGGCCACAUUAAGAAUAAACAAUUCAAACACUUCAAGUCAUUACCAACGAGAAUAAAGUCGUACUAAAAUCAUUACUUUUGAGAAUAAAGUCCUUAUAUUCUAACCUGUUGUUUAAGAUGACAGUUGUUGAAAUGAGAGCCAUGGGGCAUUUGGUGAAAAUGUACUUCAAUAUAGGUUUCUCAAACAAGGUGAUACUUAAUCUUUUGGCACAUCAGCACCACAUUAUCAUAAGUAGCCUAUCAUAAUGAUUUUAUUACGACUUUAUUCCCUUAAGUAAUGACUUUAUCCUUGUUAGUAAUGACUUAAUUCUCGUAAUUUGAUGGCUUUAUUCUCACAAAUUAAUGACUUUAAUCUCGUAAAUUAAUGACUUUAAUCUCAAAGUCUUAAAAAAAAAUGUUUUCUUAAUAUUGCCCUAAUACUCUGUCAUAUUUUCUUUUAUAUCAAUGGCUACAAUUGAAUAGAUUGAAAUCAGAUAUUACCUUUUUCUGAAAAGGAAAUUGUAGAAAUAAUAAAGGAAAUAAUAGUUUGAUCAUAAGAUACAGUUAAAGUUGUUUUAAAAUAUAGUAGUGCUCUUUCUCUUGAACUCAGUCAGUGUGUCUCCCUCUUUGUCCUCAUCUGUCCUCCUGGUCUCUCACUGCUGACAGAAGAGGGUGUGUUUGCUCACUGGUGUUGUUGUCGUCAGUUUACAAGCCAGUGUUUGCUCAUAGCUUGAUCGUGUUACAAGACAACCCUUUGCUAGUCUCUGUCACGUUUGCAUGCAGAACACACAAUGACACACACAGCAAUACACAUCGACACACACACAGCUCAACAGUAGUCUGGUUCAAACUGUCAGCUAAUCCUUGAACAGUUGCUGAGGCAUCAGUCUCCAGCUGAACUGCCGACCCAUCCUGCUGCCCGGGGCUUCUGUCUGUCUGUCUGUGGGUGACUGCUGGACCUCAUUCUUGCUUAAAUUCUGUAUUGCUGUUAUGUUUUGAUCAUUUCUGUGAAUAUCUGCAGCGUUAGCAAAACUGUUUUAUAGUAUGCGACUUUCUAUGUCACAUACCAUAUCAGUUACCGGCCUCUCCUCUCUGAUUCCCUUCCCAUUAAUUUCCUUUUUGGCUGUCCUCACUGCUCCUAAUUAAGAAAAAGUUCUUGUGGAAAUAUAUCCUUUUUAAUGGUGGAGUGUUCGAAAAAGCUUGAGGAGUUCAUUUGGUGUAUCCUGAUCUUGACAGGGAGCUACACAAAUGAGGAAACUGUGUGAUCUGGAGGGAGACAUUGUCGACUGGCCAAACUAAACAUUCUCUCUCUUCUUCUCUAUUUUCCUCUCCGCUAUCUCUUUCCUCUUCUCUAUUUUUCCGUGUGUCUGUAUCUCUCUUGGCCUUUUACUUUGUCAAUCAAACCUCAAAUCAAACCCUUCUGUAUUUUAUUUCUAACUGUCUGCUGGGUUUUAUCUCAGUUAGGAUGAAAUUUCAUCACUUAUCUUGAACACUGGACCUGCAGAGGACCAAAUGAUAGCUGUUAUGCUGUUUUGCCCCUAAAUGCCUGUAUGCACUCCUUUCAAUGUCUUGGCAUGCUCCUAAUAAGUCGAAGGAUAGUCUCCUGGGUAUCUCCUCCGAAACCUGGAUUAGGGCAUCAGUUAGCUCCUGGACAGUCUGUGUUGCAAUGUGGCAGUAGUAGUUGCAGUGACACAUGAUGUCCCAGAGGUGCUGGGUGGGUUUAGGUCCGAGGCAAAGCCAGUCAGCAGCACCGAUGUCUUUGUCAUUCAGGAACUGCUGACACACCCCAGCCAGGAAGAACCCAGGGCCCACUGCACCUGAAUAUAGUCUGAUAAUGUGUCUAAGGAUCUCAUCCUGGUACCUAACAGUAGUCCGAGUACCUCCGGCUAGCACAUGGAGGUCUGUACGGCCCUCCUAGUAUAUGCCUCUGUGGACCAUCACUCUUCCAUCGCAAAGCCAGGCUGUCUAGUGCCGGGCUGAGUGCACAGGCCCCACUUGUGGACAUGGGGCCCUCUGUUUGUGGGUGUUUACUAGAUGUGUUUGCAUGUCUGUUUAUAUUCAUUUUGCUCCUCCCUGUGUUUUUUGUAGCAUGACGUGUCAGCUGGAGCUCUGAAGGCAGCGCUGGAUGGUGUGGUACAGGAAUGUGUGAGCUUUGUUGGGGUGGAUAUCAACAUCUGCUCUGAGGUACUGAUGAGGUAAAUGACAUGACAAACAUUCCCAAACGAGCACUUCCUUGCACGUACACACAACCACACAUACAAAUUGUAACGAAGAGGAAUAGAGACCUUUAGACCCCUGACAUACUUUCCCUCUGCAGUCAAGACAUGGCAAAGAUUCACUCACACUUACGCACACACAAACACACAGACAGCCUGGCAGCUUUCUGCUGAAACUACUGCAGCACUAUUUACUGCACAAACUGUAAUCAGCAGAUGGGACGAGGCAAUGUGCAUACACACACACACACCAUUGAGAAAGAAAAGCAAGUGUGUUAAGUCAUAAAUGGCUUUAGUAGUCAAUGAAUUUAAUAUAUAAACACACUCUUGCAGUGGAUCCAAACAGUAUAAAAUGAGCUGGCAAUAGCUGCAGGGCAGGCAUCAGGUCAUCUGUUUACCUGUCUGCUUCUAAGAGACCUUUUUCCAUUCCUGCCAAGAGUUAUCCUGCACAUACAUCCACACAUUAAACACUCAGAGACGUGUUGAUGACUGAGGUAUUAUGUUGAGUGUUGACAUGGCUGCGUGUUUCAGUGCCAGUGAGUCACUCUGGAUAUUAACAGAGCAGACCUAAUUAAGUUUCAGAUCACCUCUUUUCAUUGCCCGGCAAACACGGGAUGAAUUUACACAGCACAGGAUCAGCACAACCUUCUUUGUCAAAUCUCCUAAAAGUAAUGGUGAUUAAUGGUGAAAACGUAUUUUUCUCGUUGUUUUGUCUCCCAGGCAUGUAGCGGGUCUAAAUGCUGUUAGGGCCAAGAAUAUUGCAGAAUGGAGAGAGCAAAAUGGGCCCUUCAUGAAUAGGGAGCAACUCAAGCUGGUGAAAGGCAUGGGACCCAAGAGCUACCAGCAGUGUGCCGGCUUUAUUAGAAUCAACCCACAAACCAUACACAGGUACAUAUUUGUAUGUAAACUGUCUGUACAAGUAUGACAGGCGCUAAAACCCAGCUCUAUUAAGGACAUGGUUAUGCAUUUCUCAAAACCUGAAAAACAUCAUCUGCUGUCUGUUUUCUCUGAGUAUGGCAAAAUAUUAUGGCUUGAGUUGACCUGCGACAUUGAAACCAAAUCAGUGAUUUACAAACACGAUAUUGUCUGAUGAAGUCUCUGAAUGAUAUUAAACAAGUAUCAAACUAUAACAGACAGUGGCUUACAACAAUGUCUGGAAAUGCAAUGAGCUGAAGAGUUGUUAUAUUUUACUUAAGCAAAAGAUAAGUGAAUGUAGGUUUCCACUUAAUGAAGCCAUAGUUUGAUGCUCCCUCGAACACUCAGUGUAUUGAGUUGAAGCGUUAUGAACUUUGACAUAUACAUCUGUAAAAACUGUAACUAUUUUACAGUAUCCUUUUCGAUGAAUUUACCAUCUAAAUUAUGCUUUUACACAUAAACUUUGAGUAUUAAAAACAUAAUGAAAUCCAUUUAGGCUCCUACAGUGAUUAGUAUUUGUUCAAGAACAGGCAAGUUAACAUAUUAUCAGGCAAAGGCAAAGAAAACCCUUUGAAUGAAAGUCACACCAGAACUGUCAAAAACAAUUAUUGUUUUGUCCUUCCAUCAAAUAGUUGAAAAAUAUUGUGAAAGAAAUUGGUAAAGACUAUGAUCUUUAAAGAUAUUUGAUAAUGGUGUCAAUAUAUUAAAAAAUUACACAUCGAAUCUUUUAUGUAUAGAUGCACUGAAUCACAGAGGUCCUUCAAAUUACACUGUUCUUCAUAGUGGCAAUCUAAGAUACAUGUUUUUAUGUCAGUUUACAAAGUUGUGUUAGGAUGUAAUACUACUGUUUAUCUUCACCAAAACAGUGUCAAAUCCUCACCUCACCCUGCAUCAACAAUGCAAGAGAAACCAGCAGCAAAGAAGGGCAAAGGAAAAUCUUGUAUCAACAUCCCUACCUCCUUUAACCCCCUGGACCAGACCUGUAUUCACCCUGAGUCCUACGAUGUCACACACAGGUAAAGCACACAAAAAUAUACAAACACACACUUAUACAGCGGCCAACCCACUGGCCUGAGCAUGUUCCGACUAAGAUGGACUUGAUUUUGACACCAUUCUCAUAUGGGGCUGGUUACAGUGGUGAAGGACUCUGAUUUGAUUUACACAGACAUGGGAUACAAGAGAAGAGGUGUGGGCUUUGUAUGUGUGUAUUUCUGUUCGACUGUGUGUCCUUGUGUGAGAAAUGAUUGUUACCCCGGCUGAUGCUGAUAUCAAAAGCACAUUGAACAACUACCCAUGACUUGUGUGUUCUGUUUGUGUUGUAUGUAUGUGUGUUUGUGGAUGUUUGUGUGUAAAUGUGUGUGUGCUGUGUGAGAGAAAAACAGAGACAAGGAGAGAGAAAGAGGGAGGGGGGCUCUCUCUCUCUCUCUCUCUCUCUCUCCUGCAGCUGUAGUCACUCAACUGUGUUUAGUCUACAUAAGUUCUGACACUAGAGGCUUUAAGCAUCGCUCCCCACAUGUUGAUGCGCCUUUAGUGGCCUCAGUGCAUGUGUGUGGGUGGGCGUGUCAAUAUGUGCCCAUAUGCGAAGAGAGAUUGAUGCUGAUUGUGCGGUACUGUGUUUGUGCUUAUCUUUGUAGCAGUGUGACAAUGUGGCUUUAUGAGUCAGUGUUUUCAGCUUUUACUGUAUCAUACAAUUCAUCAAAAAGCUAAUAAGAGUAGGGCAGAUAUAUUUAAUUUUUAUUGACCUAUCCUCCUUUGCACUGAUGUCAAUGGGACAAGCCCAAUUAUUUCAAAUGGCGACUGCUCCAGCUCUGUUUUUUUUUUCCUUUUGUAUACAUAAAUACUUGAAAAAGAAGUGUAGUUUUAGUUGUAUUAGUUGUAUUAGUAUAUAUGAUAGUACUCAUAGUGUUAAUUAUUUGAAAUCUCUAAAGAAUCUCACCAUAAUAUAAAAAAUAAAGCAGUAGCCCCCAUGGCCCUUUCAAAAUUUCCUAGACAGAAUUUUCUAGUUUAAAAUGUUAUGUCAUAUUACUAACAGUAUUAUUCAGAAUCAGCAUUACAUUUUAUAUGGGAAUCUUUCUAUUCUACUCAAAAGACUCCAUCCUUAUAAAUCACCCAUUCUUAAGGGCAUCAUUAAGAUGCCUCAUUGCUCUUCUUACAUCUUCACCUACAACCGGUGAGAGCAAGAGACUGAAGGGAGGAUUGUGGAGGAAUGCUGUUUGUGUGUCUUUACGGUGUACAAGGAAUAUCAGGUUCAUUACAUUAGAGAAACUAGAUCCUCCAUUACUGCAUUCAGCCCACACAUCACUCCCUUUCUGUAACCAAAUACAACACACAUCCACACACAUGCAGGAGCACCAAAGCACACACUCAGUUUAUUCACCCCAGUUUCAGAAAUAGAUGGCAUAAGAAGGAAAACAUAGAAACUUCUCUGAAAUAGCGUAUUUUUGUUAGACACUGUUGUUCAUUCCACCAAAUAUACAGUAUUACUGAAAUAUGGGGGGGUCUGUUCUAUGGUGUAUAUUUCUCUGAAAUGUAACAGUUGGACCCUAAUAUUUCCAUAAUACAAGAAAGAGUGGGCUCUUGCUGUGGACCUGGAUAAAAUCUAUAUCCCAGCCCACCCAACCGCACUUUCACACUUUCACACACAUAUACACACACUCACGCACACACUCAAAGUGUUGGUAGUAAUUAUAUGAGUAUGCACCCAACAGUGGUGGAGGCCUCUGGACUCCCAGUACCCCUUAAAUACUAACAUACACCCUUGGAAAAAUGAGACGGGACACACUCACACAUACUUACACACCAGAAAGAGCUCACCGCUGGCCCGAACCAUGAAUGCAGGCUGCUCUUAAUUCACUCUUCCCCUCCUCUCAAAAAUAUGAGCUCUAAUACAGCCCCUGAUUUGAACACAUGGAGAACUGACGGCUGUGCAUGCAGAGUCUCUAUUCCUGUGUCACAUGACUGUCAACAUAAACAUGCAUAAUCUUGUCUUGGUGCUUGUCACGAUGUGGCCACACAAUCAAACCUCUAAUGGGACCACAGAGUGUUUGCUUUUAGUGCCUACACCUGUAGCUUAGAAGAGGACAGUUAUUUUAUGUGCAAUUAGAGUAACUGUCAUGGGACUAGUGUCACUAAAAAAAACAUCGUCAGAAACUGUUGAUGGCAUCUAAAAGUCAGUCCACUCAUAGUCUGUCCUCCCCUUGUUUCUCUACUAUGCAGUCAGAGCCGCUGUCAGAUGGGUGGGCCGAUUGUUGUAAAAUCAGGAGGAGAUCACAUGUGAAAGCAGAAAACAGACGUAAAGACUCAGAUGAUAAAAAUUAUGAUUAUAUUGUUGAAACUUUUAAUUGCGUUAAGUUACAUCGACACAUUGUACAUUUAUAUUAUUGCAGAGAAAUAUCUCAGGGUAUUUUUUCCAUUAUUGUACAGGCCUAAUAUGGACAGUACAACAGUAUUUGAAUCUUUUUUAUUUAAAUUUUUUUUUUUAUGUUUUUUUUUUACCUAAUGCAUGUAUGUGUUGAAUGAUGUAUGAGCAGAGGAAGAAGCCAUUCAGAAAAGACUCCCAUGGAGGAACAGUACAAUUCACUUAGUACUGGAAGUCUUGGUUGACAGCCCUUUCUCAAGUUUCCUGUCAAAUCUCUGUGACCGUCUAUGGAGAGUUUUGAAGAAGUGAAACUUAUGAUAUACUUUUUCUUUUAAUACUUUGGUAGGUAGUAUAAAAUUCGUCUUGUGCUUGAGUUUAUACUCCACUGAGUGCAUGAGAUGACCUACCCUGUAAAGAUUUAUACACUGUUUUUUGGUAUUUUAUCAAGUCUGACAAGAAAGAAAGUCAGGAAAUGUUGUUUGAAACAGAGAGGGGAGAUGAAUUUAAUGCAGCGAAGGCUCCAGGAUGAAUUCAAACCUAGUGGGCAAUGUGAUAUUCGUCUAUGACUUCCUAGGGCCACCAAGAUGCAAGUAUUUCUUUUCCUGUUAAGAGAUAUAUUGCUGGAAAAUUGAGCAGCCGAGGGAGACAAGGGAGAAAAGAUCCUAGUGUUAGACAGGCAUCCAUUUUGGCCCAAAGGUGCCGUUUCACCACUAAGCCAUUUCUGGCACAAACACGGCUUCUAUUUUACACUGAUCCUGCCUGCUGGUGUUGAGGGAUUGAUUCCGCUCGUCUCCCGCUUUUGGACCAUAGACUGUGUCUCUGCUGGCAGGGGGCCUCUGCGCUCACAGCUGUCUCAUACAUAGUUUGUACACAAGCCGUGUCCCGUUACAUCCGUACUGUCCCUGCUACUGCCAAACGAGCAUUUCUGAACAACAUUGUGUAUGAAUCAACUUUGUGUGAGUGUAUGCUCCCAUAUGUGAGCGUCCACCUGUUCUAUCCAUCACUGGGGGGCAGACAGCUGCGGAGUCUGUAUGGCGUCAGGGUGCCAGUGAGCGACAUCCAUCACAGACGCUAUCCGGCUGGUUCGAACACAUGCAUAGAGGCAAACGCAUUCACAUCUAUCACCGGCUGUGAAGAGUGCCUACUGUAAAUGAUAUAUACAGUAUGCACAAUACUCCCAGUGUUUUCCAUCAUUAUCGCUAGGUCUGUUUAGAAUUCGAACUAAUUAGUUUGGAUUUAAGUUUAAGACUCUGCGAAUUAUAAAUGUGCAACUUGACUUACUGUCUAGACACUUUGGAGGUGGGACAUCCUGCCUAGAAUAAAGUGACAGGAGGAGAUUUUCCAAGCGGUUGACCGAUGAACAAACACCCCAACCUUAGCAAAGUGGAGGCAGUUUCAUGAGGGAAGGUGUCAGAGCGUUUACAGCCCACUGUGGGUUUACCUGAUUUAAUAGGGGAUGAAAUAAAUGUGUGUAUUUGUGCUCUUCGAACCGAAAAGCUCCACCUCGACAGCUCAUGACUCGGGGUGUAAUUACUCCCACACCUCUCUUGCCCUCCCCUCCCUCCUCACCCCGUCUCCUUCUCACUUUACCUGUGUUAGCUUAGCUUGUCCCGCACUCUGCACGAAAGCCAUGCUUUUCUCAUCUUACACUUUCACUCUUUUAUUACAAUUCCACCUUUCACUUUUAAGACUCAUCAAUCUUUCCAUCCUGUUGCAGAUUCCUACCUUGCUCCAUCCAUUCUUCCAUUCUGCCUUGCUUACCUGUGCUGUAAUGCUUUAACCUUGACAGGAACUAUUUUUAUCCAAAUCUUUUCUUGUACUUUUGCAACAUAGUGUAAAUUCAUGUUUUUUACUUUAUACAUGGUGAUAUCUUUUACAUAUUUACAAAUGUUCUUUUUCAGAUUUCUUUCUCUUGUGGGUUGGAGUGUCGACCAGAUUGGGAGUGCGGGCCUGCAACAGUGUGUGGAGAGCAAGGUUCGGAUCAGCAGCGUGGAGGAACUUGCCAGAUCAGUGGACACCACACCUGAGACGCUGAAACUCAUCAUAGACGGCCUCACGCAGCCUCCUGGGUUUGACAUCAGACAAAGUAAGACCUUUCCACUCAAAGCUGCUCUGAAAUUUUGAUUCAAAGACCAAAAUGUGGUUUUGUAGAACAUGAACCAAAAAUACAAGAAUUUAGUGUUAAUAGAACGUUUCCCAAGAGAGAGAAUAAAGCGGAUUUAGCCAUUAAAAGUCAACCUCUAGAGAUUUUUAAUGUUCCAAAUUCAAGAGUAGCUGAAUAUUGUUUCCACACAAGCUCACAAAGACACCCUUUUAUCCUAUUAUAGGUAUCCAGAUCGAUCCAAAAACACAAACAAAAACAAAAACCAAAAGCACAUAUUUCAUUUAGCAAUAUUUCUACUAAACGCAGAAAUAUUAUUAUACUGAAUUUAAUACAGUUUCAUAGACAGCAUAUUUCUGAAACAAACCAUUGAUAGUAACCUCUCCUUGUCAUCCUCCCUUUGUGAUUUUCUUCAUAGUUCCCUUUGGACUGAUAAAAAGUUGAACUUUUAUCUUGUCCAUUUCUUUGACUGGUUUGCUAGUUAAAACAUACACUGACUUUUCAUGUCCAUGUAUUAUGAUAGGCAUGUCUUGGCAGUGUAACUUAAUAUGAUCCGACAGUGCGGUGGCUUGCUCCCUGUGGCCCAACAACACAAAGUUUCUGACAGGGUGUGAUGGGUCCAGCAGACUGUGUUUGUUGGACAGACACAAAAACACAAAGACCUGUUUUUCUCCUUAAUCUUACACGCUUUAGUUCAGGCACAAGAAGAUACACAAACUUUUGAGUUCUCAAGAGUUUUUGUCUCGCUUAAGCUAGUUUUCCUCUGAUAAAGGCUGUGUAUACUUUGCAGCUAAAUCCAAAAAAGUACAAAAAAUUGUCUUUUAGUGCUGAAGAAACUGAGUUGAUUGUGUUCCUGCCUUAAAAUGUCAUUUAGCUCUGAUGCCUCUGUUUGCUGGUGAAGUUUCCUCUGGGUCUGUUUAAAAAAUGAUGAAACUUGGUUGAAGUAUUUUAAGAAGAUAUUUCUUAAGUUCAUCCCCUCCAAUUUAAACAACUUCAAGAGGAAACAGUUCUUGAAAAUAAUCCAGUGAAAGGCUCUGACCUACACUGGAGAGUAACAGCUCUUGGUCCUUUGUUGUUGAACCAAGACAAUUUUACAAGUGCCCUACGGCAACAAGUAAUCCCCAUUUAAAUAUAUUUCCAAAGGAGUCUGUCAGAUAAUUCUACAAGGCUCUCCAUUUUGAAACAGUUUAGUACGAAGGGGAAAGAUGACAAGCCCGGAUAGCCAGUCACUGCUGGCCAUCUCUUCUUAAAAUUAAGGAACACAACUCCAAGGUUCAUUCUCAGGUUGGCCCUAUUCGGUUGCAGCACACUACGCUUGGCCUACUCACCAGUGCUCAGCUGAGUAAACAGAUGGGCCGAGGCUACCGCAUGAAAUCAGUGUUGAAGGAAGGAUAAUUGGAUCGGACUAUUUCCUGAGGCACGGGUCUUCCUUGUUUGUGUUCAUGCUACAAAAAGGAAGAACACAUCUCAUGAACGGGCCGAAUGGAAAGAGAGAGGAGAAUGCUGAUGAAUGUGAAAGUAUGCAGUCCCAAGUAUUGGGUUGCUACUGGAAAUGUAAUAUCUGUUUGUCAUUUCUGCCCCAUCCCUGGCUUCCCUGCAGCCCCCUCCCUCCCCCUUUCUUCUUAAAAACAUCUGUGCCAUCUGUCACCCGUACCUGUUCCCUCCUCCUUUAUCCCUCCCCUUUGCUUCCAUCGGGCUACCUCAUUUUUUUUUUUUUUUAAAUCACUCUUUUUUUUCUGCCAUCCCUAGAUUUUGGGCAGGCGGACUUUAAACGGGGCGUUGUGUCCAUGAACGAUCUACAGGUGGGCGCGGUGCUGACAGGCCGGGUGGACAACACAGCACUGUUCGGGGCUUUUGUAGAUAUCGGUGUUGGUCGCUCGGGUCUCAUCCACAAAAGCCGCAUCACCAUGGACAAACUGCCAGCCAGCCAGCGCCGACGCAGCCUGGCUCUGGGACCUGGGGAACGGGUGGAGGUCCGGGUACUAAAUGUGGACCCUCAAAGGGGAAGGAUUGGCCUGGACCUGAUCAGAGUCCUGCAGUAGAAACACUUGAUUCCCUUGAAUGAUAUCCCAUAUUUGGAUUUGUCUACUAAAGAAAAAACACACAAGGUCACAAGGAGGUAAAAUGUUUCAUAACGAUUACAGUGAAAAGAGUUCAGAACUGAUUUUAUAACCCCGUCAGCUGUGCUGAGAUGCUUUUUAACAGAAAACCUGUUAAAAAAUUUUUUUUGCGUAUGGCAGUAAUACACUUCAUUGUUCCGUUCAAAAGACCGUUGGUUCAAAUGGUCUCAUUCUUUACGGUUCAGGGAAAUAACCGUAAACCAAACUGCACUACAGCUGACAGAUCAUUGUGUCUGGCAGUACUUCUCUCACUGUCCCUGUGUAACAUUGGGAGCUUUCCUCUAACCUAACUCUAGUUUAUUGAUUAUUAUUAUUAUUACUAUCAGCACAGACUGAUGCCCUCUGAUCAACAGAGGGGGCUUCGAGGGUAUGUGGUUACUGUUUACACUUAAGCUGUAGUUCCAUUUGUUCCAUUUCAGCUGCUAUUGUUGUGAUCCAUAGUAAUAAAAGCAGUCAUGAAAAGUUAUCAUUAAACAUUGUUUACUUCUACUAACUCAUAAUUUUUUUUAGGUAUGUGUAAUGCUAUGAUGGUCUGGAAAGUAUUUCUUUCUUUGUUAUUUAGAGGGGACUUAACUUUUUAUUUGCACUUGAGUAACAAACAGAAGGACUCUACAUGUUACCUCAAACAGUUUUCAAAACUGCCUUCAUCUGCAAAGGAGGAUUCAAAACAUGAUUCAUAAGAAAUAAAAAUAUUUUCUGUUCACCUUGCACUCUUGAUGAAGAUUUAAUCAAAAUGAAGAUUUCAGCGAAUUUUAGCCGUGUUAUAGAAGAAUGAAAUUAAAUGAAUGAAAAAGGGUUUGAAUGAAACAAGGAGAAAAAGGAGAAGUCUGUUAAGUGAUAAAUAAGGGACAUAAAGUUGAGACAAUUUAGACCAAAAAGCUUUUAAUUCAUACAGUGCAUGUGAAGGCUUGUGUAUUAUUGCCCACUAUUGUCAGGAUCAUUGAGACAGCUUCAAGCCAUUGCUGUUUCCUUUUCAUUUUUUUAACAAUCAGAUUGAACGGGCACAUUUGAUAGAACAUAAAUGGUAAAAUUUGCACUAAAUCAGUCAAAAAACACUCUUUCUAGUCUGUUGAUAGAUUUCAACUUUUUUAGAAACAGUACAGCUCUGCCAGCAGAAAGAAGAGAUGCUGACAGCUUAACCCAACAAAACAAGAGCAAACUGCAGAGAGCUGCAAAUUUUUAUAGGCAUGCCCGAAUUCAUCAAGGCAAUAUUCUUUGAGAAUAAGGCCUGAAGACAGAGGAUAAAGGAGGAGCAAUUAGUGCACUCUUUUUGCCACUCCAAUCUACUCUUACUGAUUCACCUCAGUUUUUCCUCCAAAUGAGCCUAAGUGGGAAGGUAUAGAAUGAGUUGACAAGACGGGGGAUGGGUGGAGACAGAAGAGGAAGGGAAAAAGGGGGGAGUGUUUGUAUCUUCCAGACUGCAGUACAGCCCGGAGGCUUUUGAGGCAUGGUCCCAGACACAAUUAUCCCAGGACACACGCACAAACACACACUAAUCAGCUGCUUCAAAAUUAAUCCCAGACUCCCCAUCCACAUUAUCCAAUUUGUUUGUUUUUAUGAAACUGGAAUAAAUAAAAAAAAAUACAUGAAGUAUGGCUGUGAGAAAGCCUGAGGUCCCCUGCGCUGAACAUUAUACUGAAUGCAGAAUACCUAAUCACUGUUAGUGCUGCAGCUUCUCCACCUCCCCUUGGAGCAACAAAUAGAAUAUAUUCUAUCCACACAAACACAAAGAGAUGUUCGAUCAAGAUUAAUCAGGAGUGGCAGUUUGGGUAGUGAUGAUCUGAGCAGACUACACAUAUACAGGGUAGAUUUACAUACUGUAUUUCAUCUUCUCACUUUUAUUUUCCAAGAGGACUUCCAUCUUCCAAUCAAGGUGCCUUGUUUUAUUUGAUGUUAACUCCUUUUGUCGUUUUGUUGUCUUUUCUUGUGUUUGACUUUUCUUUGUUUUGAUCUGACACACUGCAGCCUGGCACAAUUUCUCGUUUUGAAGUUUCCACUGUUUCUGUUUUUGAGACACUUAUGUAUUUCUCGAAAAGACGCAGCUUCCCUCAGCAUCAUCCCUACUUUCUUUGCCUUUAAUUUUCCUCUCUUUGCUAAACGUGAGCGCACAGAUGGGACGGGCAAUCUGGCAGCCGGCGACUGCCCUUCAGAGUGUUUGUCAAACACUGACCAGUAAUGAGGCUGUGAUAAGAAGAAAAGUGACUGCAGGAGUACUUCUCUGUUAUCCUCUGUUGUGUUACGGGGUGAGCUCAGGUGUUAAGGUUUUGUUGAAAUGUGAGGAAAAUUGAUGGUUAGCAUGAAACAUCUCAGUUAUUUGUUGUUUCAUAAGUCCAAAGCUUCUAAAAGUCAAGGAGAAAUGAACUCAAGUUGUCCCGCAGGGGUCUGUUUCAUCAUCUUUUGUUCCAAGAUCCAGCCGUGGAGUCACAGGUGGAUAAAAAAAACAUCAUCUUCAAACUUUUUUGCACAGCAGAGAGAAUGGUGCUCACAGCUAGCAACUCUGCAUCCUGCUAAGCAAACAUUGAGAAGAGAAUAGCUUUCACUGUUGUUCUCUCAUUACCUGGACCACCUUACCGAAAAACAUGAGUAGCAAACAGCUAGAGGUUGCAUCUCCUUUUACAACAAAUAAGUUGUGCUGGACUGGCAAAAAGUUACCCAUGAUUCUGCUGUAAUAAUAAGAGAUUAAAGCUGUUUUUCCUGCACAUUGUUCAUCAGAAAAAUCCAAAGAGGUUAAUGCAAUUUAUUGAAAGACUACAAAUAGUCCCUUGUACAAUUAUUUAAAACCAAUUGUUUGAUCAAAAGGAGGACAACAACAAAAAAUGAUGUUUAUACUAUUAAGGCAAAAGCUAUAUAUUUUUACAGUAAAACACUAAAGGGCUCAGCUUUUGCGUGUUAACACCUGAGCAGAUAUAUAUGAACAUUUCCAGGUGCAGUCUUUUUUCCUCAGGCAGUGCAUACAAAAUAUUACAGCACUCAAAAGUAUAUUUGUCUCGUAAAUAAGCUGGCUGAAUUCAGCAUACCUGCUGUCUAAAAGUAAAGUUUGGGGUAUUAUAGACCUCUCCCUUAACUCUCUUUUGCUGAAGAGUCUGUGCUGUGAGCUAUCUCUGCUUCUUUUCUUUUGUGUUGUUCCACGUCUACGGUUGCCGCAGUGUGAUCGUGAUGGUAAGUGCUGGUUUCUCUUUCCAGCAGAAAAUAACUCCAGGUUAGCGGUGUGACCACUGACAUCAAUACGCUCUCCCUUUGGCUACAAAUGCCGGCUCUGUGUGAAGAACGACACUCUGAGGUCUGCACACGUUCGCUCUGACAGUGUUAGCAAAGAUUGCACUCGCAUGUUGACUCACAACAUCUGGUGGGGGAUUAAAUAGGCUUUUCACUUUCUGAAACCAGCAAUUUCCCACCUUGUUGUCUCUAUGCAGUGUGGCUACGUAGAACAACAGAUACAUCCAGUUCUUUUUAAAGUUAAAAUUUUGUUUGGUAUAUCUCACUUGCAUCCGUAAUGUAGCGAAACAGAGUAUUAGAGCCACAUUAGGAAAAAAAGACUUCAAGAUUAAAGUUAUAAAUUUACAAGACUAAAGUCAUUACUACAAAGAAUAAAGUCACAAUAAAGUAAUUACUUACAAGAAUAAAAUUAUGAUAAAAUCAUUACUUACAAGAAUGAAGUUUUAAUAAUUACUUACGAGAAUAAAGUUGUAGUAAAGUAAUCACUUAUGAGGGUAAAGUCAGAAUAAAGUCCUUAUAUUCUAACCUGUUGUUUAAGAUGACAGUUGUUGAAAUGACAACCAUGGAGCAUUUCAUGAAAAUGUACUUCAAUAUAGGUUUGUCAAACAAGGAGAUACUUAAUCUUUAGGCACAUAAGCACCACAUUAUCAUAAGUAGCCUAUCAUAAUGAUUUUAUAAUGACUUCAUGCUCUUAAGUUAUUACUUUAUUACGACUUUAUUCUUGUUAAUAAGUAAUGAUUUUAUUACGACUUUAUUCACGGAAGUAAUGAUUUUGGUACGACUUUGUUCUCUUAAGUAAUUACUUUAUUAAGACUUUAUUCUCAUUAGUAAUGACUUUAUUCUCGUAAAUUAGUGACUUUAAUCUCAAAGUCUUAAAUUUUAUUUUUCCUAAAGUGGCCCUCAGUGGUAUAUUUGAGAUGGGUUUCUAUUAAAAGUUUUCCUCUACAAACUCACGUGUCAAUCAACUUAGGUUUCUGAAUCGAAGGAAAUGGUAAUGCUGACGCAACCUGACUUUUAGUCAGCCAACCAGAGGCAGGCCUUUAGUCUCCUCGCACAUGGCGACAAUGUACCUUCCUGACAGGGCUAAAUGGUAAUCUUGACAUUUUAAAGGAAAGAGUUUUAAAUGGAUAAACUUUUAAAGUAACGUAUCACUAGUCAAAACCUGUUAAUAUUUGAUUGAUGAGCAAAAAAGAAAAACAAAGAAAACCUGUUACAUAAUUACAUAACAGAAUAAAUGACGGAGGAAAACCAUCAGACAGAGGGAUGACUUUUAAAGUGACAACCAAGAUGUAUUUUCUGCUUCACAAUCAUCAGUCACUGGUAAAAAACAGGAAUCUCUUCCAUGUUGUUUUCAGUGUUUUGAUGACACUUUCUAGGUAGUCAAAGGGUGAGAUAGACUCUGACUUUUGGCAUCAGUGCUGAAUAACAGGCGUGAAGUCCAGACUGGGGGGUGGAGGAGAGAUGGAUGAAUGGAGGUAGGAGAGAGAGAGGGAUGGAAUGAGACAGGAAAUGAAAGGCUUUCUCCGGUUUCACUCCCCGUGACCUCAUCAGUGUGAUCAUGGGUUUUAUGAGCUUUCCCUCUCAACGCCCACACACCACCUCACACGUGCCAGGACACACACACACACACACACACACACACACACACACACACACACACACACACACACACACACACACACACACUCCCUUAGUUACACACUUAAGGCCACAUAUUUCAUUCACUGGCUUGGAUACAAACACACAGUACAUGUGUUUUUGUCUCUCUGUCUGUUCUUUUUCUCACACUCCCUCUGUCAACCUUUCACAUACUUCAUCACACACCAGGACGCUCCAAAAACUCACUUUGAGGCCAGCGACACGUAAAUACUGACAGAGAAAAGAAAAUCGGUCUUUAUUGAUGAUGGAAUUGUAACUGCUGCUGGGAAAAAUAAGGCGCUUGUAAUGAGGUAAAACUGUGUAUUGAAGCAGAGUUUAUCAAAUUAAUGAAACCCAUAAAAUUGAUAUAGUCUGAAUCAUUGGCUCAUCUUGAAAACACAGGUAUUCCCAAGCAUUUUCAGUACUGUAAGUUGAAGGAUAAAUAGGGAUCAUUUGGGAAAAAGCAGCUCCAGGAUGUCUUCCUUUCCCUGAUUUUGUGCUAAUUUGUAUUUCCCAACUCUUUGCUUACUGUUUUAAAAAGUACUUCACUUUAAUUUCUAGUCUCUAGCAGCUUCACCACUUAUCUCCAAAGUGGAUAAUGCCUUCAGACUGUGUGUUUGUUUUAAUUAGUAUUAAGUUGUCUUGUAUGAGGAGUGGAAAAGCAGGGAGAGGGAGCCAGAAAACAGGUUAUGUCAAGAGAAAGUCCCUUAACAGUGAUUCAUGCCUGGAUAAAUAUUGUUAUAGGUGCCAGGUGCUAUCCUCC
Messenger RNA from Xyrichtys novacula (pearly razorfish), 56058 nucleotides. Lineage: Eukaryota; Metazoa; Chordata; Actinopteri; Labriformes; Labridae. The record is from the annotation of a GenBank genome assembly.